This is a messenger RNA of Porites lobata, 88594 nucleotides long. The record is from the annotation of a GenBank genome assembly. NCBI's taxonomy places the organism in Eukaryota, Metazoa, Cnidaria, Anthozoa, Scleractinia, Poritidae.
AUGCACCUGGGUUCACCAAACAUCCUGACAAUAUCGUGAAAAUAGAGGGAGAGACCGCUAUCUUUAACUGCACUGUAGAUGGAAACCCUGAACCCAGCAUUGACUGGACAAAAGAUAACGUGACUCUUAACAUCACAGCGGAUCCAGAUCUAAGCCAAUCAAACUCAGGAAAAGUUCACUCUUUAGAAAUACGGAAUGUUUAUCGGUCAGAUAAAGGGCAAUACAGAUGUGUGGCAAACAAUAACAGUAUCGGUUCUGCAACUUCGUUGGCCGGAACACUCUCAGUGCAUUGUAAGUACCACUUUGUAUUUGAAGCUGUUCACAUAAUAGGUGACUUGCAUUGCAUUGCUGCUUCGACAAUUAUGUCAAUCAAACCAGGCCGGAUCGGAAAAAGGCUGAUUCUCUAUUAGUUUAUUCGAAUUUUGCUCAUGAGGGUUCGGUUUCACAGCUACUGAGGUUAUACAUUAUAUAUAAAUGCUACUGUGCAAGGCUCUAACCAGCUAUCAGGGACAAGCAUGUGAGCUCCUUCUCCUUUCGCGUGUUUCCUCUCCCUUCCGUAGUAUUAAUAAAACGUUUACUUCUCUACUGUUCUGUAUAUAUCUUUGUUUAUCACAGAUAAACCUGAGUUUUCUGUGCAUCCACAAAAUGCGACACAGAUAGAAGGGUCUAACGUUUCUUUCACUUGUAAUGCAACUGGAAAUCCUGCACCUUCAUUCCGAUGGACCAAAAACGGUUCUGUUUUAACGACCGGUUCAAGAAUCGGUUUGUCAUCAGACGGCAAACAGCUCACUUUAACGAAUGUGACUAGAGAAGACAGUGGGCAAUAUGUCUGUGAGGCAACUAACAAUGUGAGGACAGUUCCAUCCGAUUCUGCUACACUAAAUGUACAAUGUAAGAUUACUUAUAAUUAUUACCUACUUAUUGAUAAAAAUACUCUCUAACCUGUUGUGUCCUUUUUAAUAUACAAUUUUAAUAAAAUGUAUGAUUUUUGUUUUUUGCAUUUCAUUGUUGUUUAAAAUUCUGGUACCUUAGUGUGGUUACCUAUGUUUUUACAUAUAUAGUCUAGAAAAGAAGCAAACAAAGCAACACAAGGUCUUAUUCAAAGAUGAAUAAUUCCCUAAACCAGAAAGUUUCCUUGUCUAUCAAACCUUAAAAUUGGCCUUUUUUAGCCCAUUUAGCUCCUUUCGUAGAACGCAAUGCAAUAUUUCCCAAAUCUUUCAUUUGCUUUAGUUGAUGAAAUCCUCACCUUUCAUUUACCAAAAGCCUGAAAAAGGGGCCCCUUUCUUUCCCCCCCGCGCUCCGGUUACACAGGUUGUUCAGCGACAAAUAAUUAAUUUUCAUGCUCUGCUAUAAAGUGUUUUAAAACUUACUACCUCUUCAGAGUAUGAAUGCUUUUACUCAAUACAGUGGUAUCGUAAGAGCUCAAGUAAUCUGCGUAAUGAGGCGAACAAAAGUCAUUAUAAGACUAUUUAAGAUUCUUUUAGCGUUUCCCUUAUUUUCUACCUUAAUCGCAUUGCCUUCUUAUUACAGUUCAACCUGAGUUUCUUACGCAUCCACGAAAUAAGACAAAGAAGGAAGGGGAGAAUGUGACUUUUACCUGUGAUGCAGAUGGAAAUCCUACACCCACAUUCUCAUGGACGAAAGACGGUUCUGCUGUGAAUACGACUUCAAGAAUCACUUUUAACGCAGAUAAAAAGCAGUUAUCUAUAACGAAUGUGGACAGAGGAGACAGCGGAAAAUACAUCUGUGUGGCUAUGAAUGAUGUUAACGAAGUUCAAUCCAACUCUUCCACAUUAAAUGUACAAUGUAAGGAUACUUUUGCUUGAUUUUUCAACAUGAUUGUUUUAAGAGAUAUUCUUUACCUCUGCUUUUGUUUUUCAUUUUUUUCUCAGGUGUUUUUUUUUCUUUCGCUUUUUUUAGAAUAACUGUAACUAAUGCAAUCAUUUAAUACAUUUUAAGAUUUACUGUAUCUCUGUCAUUGAUUUUUGCAGCUAUAAUUCUUUAAAAAUUUUGUUAAUAUAAUUUAAUAAUUUUACUGAGGGAGCCCAUUCCUUAUCAGCCAAGUGGCUUCCCUUGGGCUUCCUCGCCAUUAGGUUUUUAAACAGUUAGAUUUUCUCGUUUCUUGGUACAUGUUUUACGGCAAAACGAUAAACUGAACUUAACUGAACUGAUUACUAGGAUCAGAACGCAGACUGGAGAAGAAAAGAGCAAACAGCCAGCAGCAAGGAGAGAGGCGUUUCAUUCAAAACCGUUGUAGUUUUUAAACCAAGCAGGAGCAAACCCGCAGCGCAGCAUUACAACAUUGUUGCGACAUUGUUUCGAAUAGUUGCAACAGUGUGCCAACAUUGCUAUGCUGUGAUGCGCUCAAACUCGUCGUUGGGAUUUUACUAACAGGAUUUUAUUUACAUAUUAGAAAAGAAUAAAAUGCGUCCGGUAAAAGCAUGGAACAGUUUUAUAAUUUAUCCGGUAUAAAAGUGUCUACAAAGUUUGCGCCAUUAGAGACCUUUAGCAUCAGGUUUUUCAUGGGAAACCGCAAACCGCAGUUUGCACUUACGCAGUUUCGCGUUGCUGCGAGAUUUCAAAUUUUAGCAAGGCGUUCAGUUCAGUUCAGUUCAGUUCAUUUUUAUUUAGCCAAAAUAUAAUACAAUACAAGAAUAUAUAAAGGAAUUGUAAGGUUGCAAGGGAGCCCAGAAGAAACCAGAAGGCUUAUGAAGCCUGGGCUCCCCAAUCACAAAGAAAUAUUAAGUAAAAAAAAAAUGAAAUUCGCCGAGUGAUACGUUAAAAAUGGGAACUAAACAAAGACUGUGUUAAGUUAUGAAUUCAGUAACAAAAUAGAAAAAGAAUUUUAACUCUGGAUUGGAACAGAAAACUUUCUUAUGUUAUUAAGGCAGAAAGGAUUAUAAAAUCGAUUUGAACUACGCGUUUAUUGCUUAGUGCCGCCAUGUUGUUUUUGAUCAAGUCGAAGUUUAUUACUGUAAUCGCCAUAAAAAAGGAGUAGUGCAUUGAUUCGAGAUCAAAAAUCCAACAAACACAUUGCAAACGGAUAUAAAAAGCUAGUUCGUGCUUUAAACGCGAGCCUGUACAAUUUUUAGUGGCAAAAAUCCUUGCCGUAAAUCACUUACAGCUGCUUACUGCUGGAAGCCCUUCCUGUGGUUCAAAAGUGAACUGCAAACUGCAAACAUGACCGCAAGGCCGUGGUCUCGUGACAUUUUGUGGUUUGCGGUUUUCCAUGAAAAACCUGAUGCUAAAGGUCUCUAUUAACUAAACGCACAUCCACAGGCUUUCUUUUUAUCAAAAAGUAGUUCUGAACAUUUCAAUUAGAUAGAAAUCUCGUCCUGAGUAGUAGUCUUGUACUUUUCCCCUUUCAGAUGCACCUGGGUUCACCAAACAUCCUGACAAUAUCGUGAAAAUAGAGGGAGAGACCGCUAUCUUUAACUGCACUGUAGAUGGAAACCCUGAACCCAGCAUUGACUGGACAAAAGAUAACGUGACUCUUAACAUCGCAGCGGAUCCGGAUCUAAGCCAAUCGAACUCAGGAAAAGUUCACUUUUUAGAAAUACAGAAUGUUCAUCGGUCGGAUAAAGGGCAAUACAGAUGUGUGGCAAACAAUAACAGUAUCGGUUCUGCAACUUCGUUGGCCGGAACACUCUCAGUGCAUUGUAAGUACCACUUUGUAUUUGAAGCUGUUCACAUAAUAGGUGACUUGCUGCAUCGACAAUUAUGUCAAUCAAACCAGGCCGGAUCGGAAAAAGGCUGAUUCUCUAUUAGUUUAUUCGAAUUUUGCUCAUGAGGGUUCGGUUUCACAGCUACUGAGGUUAUACAUUGUAUAUAAAUGCUACCGUGCAAAGUACUUACCAGCUAUCAGGGACAAGCAUGUGAGCUCCUUCUCCUUUCGCGUGUUUCCUCUCCCUUCCGUAGUAUUAAUAAAACGUUUGCUUCACUACUGUUCUGUAUAUAUCUUUGUUUAUCACAGAUAAACCUGAGUUUUCUGUGCAUCCACAAAAUGCGACACAGAUAGAAGGGUCUAACGUUUCUUUCACUUGUAAUGCAACUGGAAAUCCUGCACCUACAUUCCGAUGGACCAAAAACGGUUCUGUUUUAACGACCGGUUCAAGAAUCAGUUUGUCAUCAGACGACAAACAGCUCACUUUAACGAAUGUGACUAGAGAAGACAGUGGGCAAUAUGUCUGUGAGGCAACUAACAAUGUGAGGACAGUUCCGUCCGAUUCUGCUACACUAAAUGUAAAAUGUAAGAUUACUUUUUAUAAUUAUUACCUAAUUACUGCUAAAAAUACUCUCUAACCUGUUGUGUCCUUUUUAAUAUGCAAUUUUAAUAAAAUGCAUGAUUUUUGUUUUUUUGCAUUUCAUUGUUGUUUAAAAUUCUGGUACCUUAGUGUGGUUACCUAUGUUUUUACAUAUAUAGUCUAGAAAGGAAGCAAACAACACAACACGAGGUCUUAUUAAAAGAUGAAUAAUUCCCUAAACCAGAAAGUUUCCUUCUCUAUCAAACCUUAAAAUUGGCCCGUUAGCCCUAUUACCUCCAUUCGUUGAAUGCAAUGACAGAUUUCUCAAAUCUUUUAUUUGCUUUAAAUGAUCAACUGUCCUCACCUUUUAAUAAGUAGUCUUGUACCUUUCCCCUUUCAGAUGCACCUGGGUUCACCAAACAUCCUGACAAUAUCGUGAAAAUAGAGGGAGAGACCGCUAUCUUUAACUGCACUGUAGAUGGAAACCCUGAACCCAGCAUUGACUGGACAAAAGAUAACGUGACUCUAAACAUCACAGCGGAUCCAGAUCUAAGCCAAUCAAACUCAGAAAAAGUUCACUCUUUAGAAAUACGGAAUGUUAGUCGGUCAGAUAAAGGGCAAUACAGAUGUGUGGCAAACAAUAACAGUAUCGGUUCUGCAACUUCGUUGGCCGGAACACUCUCGGUGCAUUGUAAGUACCACCUUGUAUUUGAAGCUGUUCACAUAAUAGGUGACUUCCUCCAAGAAACGCCUAGACACCAGGCACUCAUUCAAAGGAGGCGCUUUAUCGAGUUGGCCGCUACAAGGUAGCUUCCAAGAAAGAAGAAAAAGUUUAUGUCUAUCAUCUGAACAAUGCACAGCUUUUAGUACUUCACAAAAACAUAGGGACAGUGACAGCCAUAGGCUAAACUGUUUCCCUUCAUUGAUUCCAUUGUAGUCACAAACAAUUAUAAAGUGAGAACAAAACAUCAUUUUCUUAGUGAUAAUCUUACUAUUUUUGGAAGUGAGGGGGAUGGUGGGGGGGGGGGCGGGGGGAGGGUUACUCGGGUUGGGUUGCCUGUUUCAGCUGGUUUGAUCGAGGGUGGCCCCUUAUUCAGGGGAGGACGCUUAUUGGAUCGUGGACUCUUGUUUGAGUGAAUAUGCUAGCUAAAGAAAAUAGUGUUUGUGUGCAUUAGAAGGUCAUUUGGAUGGCUUGUUUGUAAAACUGUUGCAACAAUGUCGAAUAUGCAUAGCCCUGGGAAAGAUUUAGAGUGGUUAGCUCUAUAAUGCAAUUUUCCCUCUUUUCCCCAGUUCAUUUCUUUCUUUGUGAUCAGUAUAUGAUCACGCAUUGCUACCACGAUAGAAGAACUGAGAUUUGAUGAUGAUAACUAUCGUAGGCUUAGAUUGAUUGACGUAAUAGUUGCACUUGAGACACAGGCGCAUAUCGUGGCCGAAGCAGAAAAAUCGAGGAAUAUUUUUCGUCACGUUCCGGGAAGAUAUUCACGUACGUUUGAGCUACCGGCUACGGUGUUCUAGUAUCCACAUUCUUGGCGGUGAUUGAGUAUAAUUUCGUAACGCUUCCCUUGCCGCCUACAAGAAAAUUGUUCCAUUUUUUCCUUUAACUAUACGUCUAUUAAAACUUCUUGCUAGCUACAAGCCCAACACUUCUGUGUUUUUAUGAAGGAAACAAAGUAUUAGCACUGCGGGUCUCACAAUGAGUGUUAAAAGACUUCUGUUGUUAUUAAUUGCUGUUCCCUUUUCUCAAGAAGGUUAGUGGAGCUCAGCUAACUCUGAGUAUAUUAUGCUGAAGUGAUGAAUUGUUCUGAUAAGUGUGUUGCGUUUUUUUCAAGACUUGUUGAAUUCCAGUUUAAAAAUUCAAGUUUCAGUUAAAAGAACUUUUGAUAUAAGAGUGCUCUGGUAGAACUUCGGAACUUUUCAUGUACCACUAGCAAUUCUGUAGUCACCCACUUUCCAUGCAAUGAUUUUAUUUUUUUCCAUUUGUGUGAUCUUACAGUCAUUUAAUUGUUCACAACUGCAGUUGGUAUGAAAGGCAAAUCUGCUUGUUAUGCGGACCGCUUCUGGCGGCCUUGUUCAAAUUCCACUGAUAUAUCAAACUAGAUAUUGUGCUAGGAAGCCGCAUCACGCUUCAUAUAUUUAACAAAUAGAUUCCAAGUUGCCGUGCGUAUGUUCAGUAGUAGAUCCGGCAUCCCAGAUGACGUCAAAAUGUGGUACACGAGCCGCAGGCCAGUGUGUCACUGAUGUUUUUUUUUGAUAUUUUUCUCCUGACGUCAUCCAUGUAUCUGUACUCUAAUAGAUCAUGGGCAACGACCAAUCACAGCGCGCGUAGCAUUCCCAUGUAAUAGCUCAUUUUUUGUAUUCAAGAAAUUCAUGAUGCAGCUUAAAUUUCUUUAGCUGACAAGCGCGAGCAAUCAUUAAGGCGCUACCACUCACUGAAAAAGAAAAAGGAAAGAUUUUUGUUAGUUUAUUCGAAUUUCGCUCAUGAGGGAUCGAUUUCAUCGCUACUGAGGUUAUACACUAUAUAUAACUGCUACUUUGUACAAUACACUAACCAGCUAUAAGGGACGAGUAUAGGAGCUCCCUCUCCUAUCAAUAAAACGCUUACUUGACCUCUGUUCUUUAUAUUUCUUUAUCACGGGUCAACCUCAGUUUUCUUUGCAUCCACAAAAUGAGACAAAGAUAGAGGGGAUAACGUUACUUUCACUUGUGAUGCAACAGGAAAUUCUGCACCCACGUUCAAUUGGACCAAAGACGGUUCUGUUUUAACGACGGGUUCAAGAAUCAGUUUGUCAUCGGACGGCAAACAACUCAAUAUAACGAAUCUGACUAGAGAAGACAGUGGGCGAUAUGUCUGUGAGGCAACUGACAAUGUGACGACAGUUCUGUCCAAUUCUGCUACACUAAAUGUACAAUGUAAGAUUACUUAUUAUAAUUAUUACCUAGUUAUUACUAACUGAAUACUGUUAAACCUAUUGCGUCCUUUUUAAUAUGCAAUUUUAAUAAAAUAUAUGAUUUAUAUUUUUUACAUUUCAAUGUUGUUUAAAAUUCUGGUACCUUAGUGUGGUUACCUAUGUUUUUACAUAUAUAUUCUAGAAAGGAAGCAAACAACACAACACGAGGUCUUAUUAAAAGAUGAAUAAUUCCCUAAACCAGAAAGUUUCCUUCUCUAUCAAACCUUAAAAUUGGCCCGUUAGCCCUAUUACCUCCAUUCGUUGAAUGCAAUGACAGAUUUCUCAAAUCUUUUAUUUGCUUUAAAUGAUCAACUGUCCUCACCUUUUAAUAAGUAGUCUUGUACUUUUCCCCUUUCAGAUGCACCUGGGUUCACCAAACAUCCUGACAAUAUCGUGAAAAUAGAGGGAGAGACCGCUAUCUUUAACUGCACUGUAGAUGGAAACCCUGAACCCAGCAUUGACUGGACAAAAGAUAACGUGACUCUUAACAUCACAGCGGAUCCAGAUCUAAGGCAAUCAAACUCAGGAGAAGUUCACUCUUUAGAAAUACGGAAUGUUUAUCGGUCAGAUAAAGGGCAAUACAGAUGUGUGGCAAACAAUAACAGUAUCGGUUCUGCAACUUCGUUGGCCGGAACACUCUCAGUGCAUUGUAAGUACCACUUUGUAUUUGAAGCUGUUCACAUAAUAGGUGACUUGCAUUGCAUUGCUGCGUCCACCUUUAUGUCAAUCAAACCAGGCCGGAUCGGAAAAAGGCUGAUUCUCUAUUAGUUUAUUCGAAUUUUGCUCAUGAGGGUUCGGUUUCACAGCUACUGAGGUUAUACAUUAUAUAUAAAUGCUACUGUGCGCAGUACUAAUCAGCUAUCCGGGACAAGCAUAGGAGCUCCUUCUCCUUUCGCGUGUUUCUUUUCCCUUCCGUAUUAUUAAUAAAACGUUUGCUUUACUACUGUUCUGUAUCUUUGUUUAUCACAGAUAAACCUGAGUUUUCUGUGCAUCCACAAAAUGCGACAAAAAUAGAAGAGGAUAACGUUACUUUCACUUGUAAUGCAACUGGAAAUCCUGCACCUACAUUCCGAUGGACCAAAAUCGGUUCUGUUUUAAGGACCGGUUCAAGAAUCAGUUUGUCAUCAGACGGCAAACAGCUCACUAUAACGAAUGUGACCAGAGAAGACAGUGGGCAAUAUGUUUGUGAGGCAACUAACAAUGUGACGACAGUUCCGUCCGAUUCUGCUACACUAAAUGUACAAUGUAAGAUUACUUGUUUUAAUUACUCCCUAAUUGUUGCUAAGAACACUCUUAAACCUGUUGUGUCCUUUUUAAUAAGCAAUUUUAAUAAAAUGUAUGAUUUAUAUUUUUUACAUUUCAAUGUUGUUUAACAUUCUGGUACCUUAGUGUUGUUACCUAUGUUUUUACAUAUAUAUUUGAGCUAUUUUGAAAAAAUAGCUCAUAUGUCAGUGGUGUGAGCGUAUGUAUCUUUGUGGCUUUGUAUCUUUGUGGCUUUGCAUGUUGGGAUGUUUGUUGCAAGAGCCAAUAAGGUUGAAGGUACUAUGAGUUGAUGUUUAGGAACCAAUGAGAUCUUGGCAUCUAUUUAAACAUGGCACUGAUAAAGGUCGAACAAGGGCACUUUGAGACCGCCAUCUUGAUCCUUCACAAUUUUUUCGUCUUUUAUUACGGGUACAGGUUUUUGGAAGCAUUACAUAAAAUAUCUUCAUGAUUCAAACCCUGUGAACAGUGAUGCAGCUGUUUAAGGGUUCAUAUUUAAGUGUGGAUGCUGCUUCGAGGCAUUUCUGACCUAAUUCGGCUAUCAGUACAAUGCACGUCAGUAUGAGUUCUGUUUCACGUGCUACAACUGGGUAGAGUAUAAAAGAUCAUAUAUUUUCAAAUCUCUUCCAAUGAAGCAAUGAUUGAUAUUUAGAUAUAGACUUUUAUUCGAAAGUAUGCGCCCUAUAAAAUGUGGUUUUAGAAGUUUAAAAGGCAGCUUAUUUUUUUGAAAGCUGUAUCGAGUAUUGUUAAUUCUGUAAACGAGCUUUAAAAAUAUUAUUCUCUCGCUUACAAAGUUCAACCUACCUUUUUCGUUCUAUUUAGUAAAGAUGCGUAACUUAAGUAGAAACAGUAGCGUUAGGGAAUAAAAUUGGAAGAAGCUAGUUGACACAAUAAUUAGAUACUGUUAUAUUGAGUGGAGUAACAUGAUUUAAGUAGAAAUAUAUUUCGGCAGUUUGAUAAUUUUCUUGAAAGUUAAUAAAUGUUAGGCUAUCAACCUUGACGUUGCAGGAGACAUAAUUUAAUUGCAGAUGUUGUAAUAAAGCCGAGGUGAUUUCUUAAAAUCGUUUGAGAAAAUUUUGUAGUAAAACAAUUUGCCUCUUUUUUACGUACGAGUUGUGAAAGGGCCAUUGACCAACAUCUUCACAUGCAAAUUGUGUACAUGAGUUAUUUUUAUAAUUCUGUUUAUUAGAUUAUUGUGUGAUAACUCGAAUUCCCUCACGUACGAACCACGAAAGGGGGCAAAGUCCAACACUUUCACGUGCCAGCUGUGUGACUGUACAUCUCAUGCAGAUUGGCUUUUCACAAUGACAAUAGUAACUUGGACGUAUGAAGACCUGUUUCGUUUAGUAACCAAUGCCUUAAAAAGGCUCUUGUCUUUUAAGAAGCAAUGGCUUUCAAAACAUGACGAAAUAAGUUGUCGGAGUUAAAGACUGUUUCACAAAUGUUAAUAAAUGUUAGGUUAUCAACCUUGACGUUGCAUGAAACAUAAUAGAGAGAUUAAGAUUCACGUUUACGCCAAACGAGAGACGUGAAUUUGUACCACGUGACCAAGUUUUCCCCUUAUUUUUCGUUUAAUCUUUAUUGCUUCUACACAAACAUAAGUAGUUUUAUGCCAGUUUUAACCACAGGAAUCGUUCGAGACUGUUUUUAUCUGCUUAUUUUCUAUUCUGAGAAAUUCUCAACUUGAGUCUGACGUUUGUCGUUUGCGGUAAACGUGAAUCUUAAUCUCUCUAAUUUAAUUGCAGAUGUUAUAAUGAAGCCGAGGUGAUUUCUUAAAAUCGUUUGAGAAAAUUUUGUAGUAAACAAUUUGCCUUUUUUUUACGUACGAAUUGGAAAAGGGCGAAAGACAACAUCUUCGGGUGCAAAUUGUGUGCGUGAGUUAUUUUUAUAAUUCUGUUUACUAGUUUACUGUGUGAUACCUCGAAUUCCCUCACGUACGAACGACGAAAGGGGGCAAAGUCCAACACUUUCACGUGCCAGCUGUGUGACUGUACAUCUCAUGCCGAUUGGCUUUUCACAAUGAUAACUAGUAACUUGGACGUAUGAAGACCUGUUUCGUUUUGUAACCAAUGCCUUAAAAAAGGUUCUUGUCUUUUCAGAAGCAAUAGCGUUUAAAACAUGAGAAAUAAGUUGUCGGAGUUAAAAAUAAGUUGUCGGAGUUUGUUUCACUGAGUAGGAUCGCACGUGAAGACCUCGUGAAUUAUGAUGAUGCAACCAUCUACCACAACGAUAAAAAUCCUGGUAUUUCGUAACUAUUCAGUAUUCGAUGAGUCACAUUUUGGCUUAAGAAACUCGGAGGAAACCUUAGAGUUUUCCUUCUAAUCAACGUUUGGUGAAUAGAAAUUUAUUUCACUUUAAUGAUUUGUUUAACUUGCACCAGAUGUAACAGGGAAAGACAGAGGAAAGUGAAUAUAUAGCUUGAGGAUCGACUCAGCUAAGCGUUUCGCGUUUUCAUUUAUGUACCGCAAUAUGCAAUUUCGCGCAAAAACCCAAUCUGCAUUUAGGAUGAAAGAGGUAGAUUCAUCACUCUUGGUAAGGUUACACCGAAGCAUUAAAGUUACACUGAAGCAUUCAAAAUAGCUCAUGCACGUUUAACGUGCCUAUGAUCUAGAAAGGAAGCAAACAACGCAACACGAGGUCUUAUUAAAAGAUGAAUAAUUCCCUAAACCAAAAAGUUUCCUUGUCUAUCAAACCUUAAAAUUGGCCCGUUAGCCCUUUUACCUCCAUUCGUUGAAUGCAAUGACAGAUUUCUCAAAUCUUUUAUUUGCUUUAAAUGAUCAACUGUCCUCACCUUUUAAUACCCCUAAAGCCUGAAAAAGAGCCCCUUUCUUUCCCUCCCGCGCGCCGGUUACACAGGUUGCUUAGCGACAAAUAAAUAAUUGUCUUGCUGUGCUAUCAAGUGUUUUAAAACUUUCUAACUCCUCAGAGUAUGGAUGCUUUUACUCAUUACAGUGAUAUCCUAAGGGCUCAAGUAAUCUGCGCCAUGAGGCGAACUAAAGUCAGAUUAUAAGACUAUUAAAGAUUCAUUUAGCGUUUGGUAUUUUCCCUUAUUUCCUACUUUAAUCGCAUUGCUCCUAAUUACAAAUCAGCCUGAGGUCCUUACGCAUCCACGAAAUGAGACAAAGACUGUAGUUUAUGUCCGGGAAAAUAAUGUCUACAAAGUUUGCGCCAUUGACUAAAUUCAUAUUCACAGGCUUCCUAUUUAUCAAAAAGGUAGUUCUGAACAUUCUACUUAGAAAUCUCGUCCUGAGUAGUAGCUUGUACUUUUCCCCUUUCAGAUGCACCUGGGUUCACCAAACAUCCUGACAAUAUCGUGAAAAUAGAGGGAGAGACCGCUAUCUUUAACUGCACUGUAGAUGGAAACCCUGAACCCAGCAUUGACUGGACAAAAGAUAACGUGACUCUUAACAUCACAGCGGAUCCAGAUCUAAGCCAAUCAAACUCAGGAAAAGUUCACUCUUUAGAAAUACGGAAUGUUUAUCGGUCAGAUAAAGGGCAAUACAGAUGUGUGGCAAACAAUAACAGUAUCGGUUCUGCAACUUCGUUGGCCGGAACACUCUCAGUGCAUUGUAAGUACCACUUUGUAUUUGAAGCUGUUCACAUAAUAGGUGACUUGCAUUGCAUUGCUGCGUCGACAAUUAUGUCAAUCAAACCAGGCCGGAUCGGAAAAAGGCUGAUUCUCUAUUAGUUUAUUCGAAUUUUGCUUAUGAGGGUUCGGUUUCACAGCUACUGAGGUUAUACAUUAUAUAUAAAUGCUACUGUGCAAGGCUCUAACCAGCUAUCAGGGACAAGCAUGUGAGCUCCUUCUCCUUUCGCGUGUUUCCUCUCCCUUCCGUAGUAUUAAUAAAACGUUUACUUCUCUACUGUUCUGUAUAUAUCUUUGUUUAUCACAGAUAAACCUGAGUUUUCUGUGCAUCCACAAAAUGCGACACAGAUAGAAGGGUCUAACGUUUCUUUCACUUGUAAUGCAACUGGAAAUCCUGCACCUUCAUUCCGAUGGACCAAAAACGGUUCUGUUUUAACGACCGGUUCAAGAAUCGGUUUGUCAUCAGACGGCAAACAGCUCACUUUAACGAAUGUGACUAGAGAAGACAGUGGGCAAUAUGUCUGUGAGGCAACUAACAAUGUGAGGACAGUUCCAUCCGAUUCUGCUACACUAAAUGUACAAUGUAAGAUUACUUAUAAUUAUUACCUACUUAUUGAUAAAAAUACUCUCUAACCUGUUGUGUCCUUUUUAAUAUACAAUUUUAAUAAAAUGUAUGAUUUUUGUUUUUUUGCAUUUCAUUGUUGUUUAAAAUUCUGGUACCUUAGUGUGGUUACCUAUGUUUUUACAUAUAUAGUCUAGAAAAGAAGCAAACAAAGCAACACAAGGUCUUAUUCAAAGAUGAAUAAUUCCCUAAACCAGAAAGUUUCCUUGUCUAUCAAACCUUAAAAUUGGCCUUUUUUAGCCCAUUUAGCUCCUUUCGUAGAACGCAAUGCAAUAUUUCCCAAAUCUUUCAUUUGCUUUAGUUGAUGAAAUCCUCACCUUUCAUUUACCAAAAGCCUGAAAAAGGGGCCCCUUUCUUUCCCCCCCGCGCUCCGGUUACACAGGUUGUUCAGCGACAAAUAAUUAAUUUUCAUGCUCUGCUAUAAAGUGUUUUAAAACUUACUACCUCUUCAGAGUAUGAAUGCUUUUACUCAAUACAGUGGUAUCGUAAGAGCUCAAGUAAUCUGCGUAAUGAGGCGAACAAAAGUCAUUAUAAGACUAUUUAAGAUUCUUUUAGCGUUUCCCUUAUUUUCUACCUUAAUCGCAUUGCCUUCUAAUUACAGAUCAGCCUGAGUUUAAUACGCAUCCACAAAAUAAGACAAAGACAGAAGGGGAAAAUGUGACUUUUACCUGUAAUGCAGUUGGCAAUCCUGCACCCACAUUCUCAUGGACGAGAGACGGUUCUGUUGUGAAUACGACUUCAAGAAUCACUUUUAACGAAAAUAAUAAGACGUUGACCAUAACGAAUGUGAUCAGAGGAGACAGCGGAGAAUACAUCUGUGUGGCUACGAACAAUGUUAACAGAGUUGAAUCCAACCCUUCCACAUUAAAUGUACAAUGUAAGGAUACUUUUGCUUGAUUAUUCAGCAUGAUUGUUUUAAGAGAUAUUCUUUACCUCUGCUUUUGUUUUUCUUUUUUUUUUUUCUCAGGUGUUUUUUUUUCUUUCGCUUUUUUUAGAAUAACUGUAACUAAUGCAAUCAUUUAAUACAUUUUAAGAUUUACUGUAUCUCUGUCAUUGAUUUUUGCAGCUAUAAUUCUUUAAAAAUUUUGUUAAUAUAAUUUAAUAAUUUUACUGAGGGAGCCCAUUCCUUAUCAGCCAAGUGGCUUCCCUUGGGCUUCCUCGCCAUUAGGUUUUUAAACAGUUAGAUUUUCUCGUUUCUUGGUACAUGUUUUACGGCAAAACGAUAAACUGAACUUAACUGAACUGAUUACUAGGAUCAGAACGCAGACUGGAGAAGAAAAGAGCAAACAGCCAGCAGCAAGGAGAGAGGCGUUUCAUUCAAAACCGUUGUAGUUUUUAAACCAAGCAGGAGCAAACCCGCAGCGCAGCAUUACAACAUUGUUGCGACAUUGUUUCGAAUAGUUGCAACAGUGUGCCAACAUUGCUAUGCUGUGAUGCGCUCAAACUCGUCGUUGGGAUUUUACUAACAGGAUUUUAUUUACAUAUUAGAAAAGAAUAAAAUGCGUCCGGUAAAAGCAUGGAACAGUUUUAUAAUUUAUCCGGUAUAAAAGUGUCUACAAAGUUUGCGCCAUUAGAGACCUUUAGCAUCAGGUUUUUCAUGGGAAACCGCAAACCGCAGUUUGCACUUACGCAGUUUCGCGUUGCUGCGAGAUUUCAAAUUUUAGCAAGGCGUUCAGUUCAGUUCAGUUCAGUUCAUUUUUAUUUAGCCAAAAUAUAAUACAAUACAAGAAUAUAUAAAGGAAUUGUAAGGUUGCAAGGGAGCCCAGAAGAAACCAGAAGGCUUAUGAAGCCUGGGCUCCCCAAUCACAAAGAAAUAUUAAGUAAAAAAAAAAUGAAAUUCGCCGAGUGAUACGUUAAAAAUGGGAACUAAACAAAGACUGUGUUAAGUUAUGAAUUCAGUAACAAAAUAGAAAAAGAAUUUUAACUCUGGAUUGGAACAGAAAACUUUCUUAUGUUAUUAAGGCAGAAAGGAUUAUAAAAUCGAUUUGAACUACGCGUUUAUUGCUUAGUGCCGCCAUGUUGUUUUUGAUCAAGUCGAAGUUUAUUACUGUAAUCGCCAUAAAAAAGGAGUAGUGCAUUGAUUCGAGAUCAAAAAUCCAACAAACACAUUGCAAACGGAUAUAAAAAGCUAGUUCGUGCUUUAAACGCGAGCCUGUACAAUUUUUAGUGGCAAAAAUCCUUGCCGUAAAUCACUUACAGCUGCUUACUGCUGGAAGCCCUUCCUGUGGUUCAAAAGUGAACUGCAAACUGCAAACAUGACCGCAAGGCCGUGGUCUCGUGACAUUUUGUGGUUUGCGGUUUUCCAUGAAAAAAACCUGAUGCUAAAGGUCUCUAUUAACUAAACGCACAUCCACAGGCUUUCUUUUUUAUCAAAAAGUAGUUCUGAACAUUUCAAUUAGAUAGAAAUCUCGUCCUGAGUAGUAGUCUUGUACUUUUCCCCUUUCAGAUGCACCUGGGUUCACCAAACAUCCUGACAAUAUCGUGAAAAUAGAGGGAGAGACCGCUAUCUUUAACUGCACUGUAGAUGGAAACCCUGAACCCAGCAUUGACUGGACAAAAGAUAACGUGACUCUUAACAUCGCAGCGGAUCCGGAUCUAAGCCAAUCGAACUCAGGAAAAGUUCACUUUUUAGAAAUACAGAAUGUUCAUCGGUCGGAUAAAGGGCAAUACAGAUGUGUGGCAAACAAUAACAGUAUCGGUUCUGCAACUUCGUUGGCCGGAACACUCUCAGUGCAUUGUAAGUACCACUUUGUAUUUGAAGCUGUUCACAUAAUAGGUGACUUGCUGCAUCGACAAUUAUGUCAAUCAAACCAGGCCGGAUCGGAAAAAGGCUGAUUCUCUAUUAGUUUAUUCGAAUUUUGCUCAUGAGGGUUCGGUUUCACAGCUACUGAGGUUAUACAUUGUAUAUAAAUGCUACCGUGCAAAGUACUUACCAGUUAUCAGGGACAAGCAUGUGAGCUCCUUCUCCUUUCGCGUGUUUCCUCUCCCUUCCGUAGUAUUAAUAAAACGUUUGCUUCACUACUGUUCUGUAUAUAUCUUUGUUUAUCACAGAUAAACCUGAGUUUUCUGUGCAUCCACAAAAUGCGACACAGAUAGAAGGGUCUAACGUUUCUUUCACUUGUAAUGCAACUGGAAAUCCUGCACCUACAUUCCGAUGGACCAAAAACGGUUCUGUUUUAACGACCGGUUCAAGAAUCAGUUUGUCAUCAGACGACAAACAGCUCACUUUAACGAAUGUGACUAGAGAAGACAGUGGGCAAUAUGUCUGUGAGGCAACUAACAAUGUGAGGACAGUUCCGUCCGAUUCUGCUACACUAAAUGUAAAAUGUAAGAUUACUUUUUAUAAUUAUUACCUAAUUACUGCUAAAAAUACUCUCUAACCUGUUGUGUCCUUUUUAAUAUGCAAUUUUAAUAAAAUGCAUGAUUUUUGUUUUUUUGCAUUUCAUUGUUGUUUAAAAUUCUGGUACCUUAGUGUGGUUACCUAUGUUUUUACAUAUAUAGUCUAGAGAAGAAGCAAACAAAGCAACACGAGGUCUUAUUCAAAGAUGAAUAAUUCCCUAAACCAGAAAGUUUCCCUGUCCAUCAAACCUUAAAAUUGGCCUUUUUUAGCCCAUUUAGCUCCUUUCGUAGAAGGCCAUGACAGAUUCCCCAAAUCUUUCAUUUGCUUUAAUUGAUGAAAUCCUCACCUUUCAUCUACCGAAAGUCUGAAAAAGGGGCCCCUUUCUUUCCCUCCCGCGCGCCGGUUACACAGGUUGCUUAGCGACAAAUAAAUAAUUUUCAUGCUCUGCUAUCAAGUGUUUUAAAAUUUUGUAACUCCUCAGAGUAUGGAUGCUUUUACUCAUCACAGUGAUAUCCUAAGGGCUGAAGUAAUCUGCUCUGUGAGGCAAACUAAAGUCUUUAUAAGACUAUUUAAGAUUCAUUUGGCGUUUGGUAUUUCCCCUUAUUUCUUACUUCAAUCGCAUUGCCUUCUAAUUACAGAUUAGCAUGAGUUCCUUACGAAUCCACGAAAUGAGACAAAGACUGUAGAUUUUGUCCGGGAAAAUAAUGUCUACAAAGUUUGCGCCAUUGACUAAAUUCGUAUAUACAGGCUUUUUAUUUAUUAAAAAGGUAGUUCGGAACAUUCUACUUAGAAAUCUCGUCCUGAGUAGUAGUCUUGUACUUUUUCUCUUUCAGAUGCGCCUGGGUUUACCAAACAUCCUGUCAAUACCGUGAAAAUAGAGGGAGGGACUGCUGUCUUUAACUGCACUGUAGAUGGAAACCCUGAACCCAGCAUUGACUGGACAAAAGAUAACGUUGCUCUUGACAUCGCAGCAGAUUCAGAUCUAAGCGAAACAAACUCAGGAAAAGUUCACUUCUUAGAGAUACAGAAUGUUCAUCGAUCAGAUGAAGGAGAUUACAGAUGUGUGGCAAACAACAGUAUCGGUUCUGCAACUUCGCAGGCGGGCUCGCUCUCAGUGCAUUGUAAGUACCACUUGUUGCAUCGACAAUAAUGUCUCAAUCCAUGUAAAGGAAUCCGGAUUCCGGGAACCGGGCAAUUUUUGCUGUGGAAUCCGGUAUCCUGGGCUUUGGAAUCCAGAAUACAGCUAAAAAAAAAUCUGGAAUCCUACUAAGGAUUGGAAUCCAGUAGCUGGAAUCCGGAAUCUACGGCAUGGAAUCCAGAAUCCAAGGCUGUCUUGGAUUCCGUCGCAUGAGGCAAAAUGUCAGUCAAACCAGGCCGGAUGGGAAAAAGGCCGAUUCUCUAUUGGUUUAGGCCAUCCUCAUAAAAUCAUAAAAUGUUUCGUUUCCCAUCGCCCUCCCUCUCGUGAAGGUGGGUCGGUUGGUCGGGCAAGAAAAAAAAAAGAAUGAACACAUGAUUGCAUAUUAAAUCUCACGUUUAGUCUGCAAGAUAUAAUCAGAUGGUAAAAGAUGUAUAUUUACAGGACUAUCAAAUGACUAGACAAAGGCUACAAAAAAGAAGUAUCGAUGAUAAUUUAGGACAAUUGGUGGUAAUAAGACAAGAUCGUGUGCUUGUAAAUUAAAGUGCUUGCUUCUUUACAAGUGAUUUUGGAAUUUUUUUUUUUUUUUUUUUUUUUUUCCAAAAAAAAUGGGUCGGUCGGGCGAUGAGAAACGAAACAUUUUUUGGGGAUGGCCUUAAGCGAAGUUUGCUCACUGGGGUUGGGUUGCACCGCUUUUUGCAUGGCCCAGAAUUCUUUUGUCUUCCGCGACAUGUACUUACAGUGCCCAGUUUCUCAAUGCGCUGCAUAAUAAUUGAAUAAAUAAGCUUUCGGAAAGCCAGCUAAAUGCCGACUAUUCUCGUAAAAGAAUCGGUAGCUGUCAAUCAAACGGUUUGAUGCGUGAAGUGUGAAUCUCUAUGGUAAAUCUCUAGGUGUGAAAGUGAGUACGGUAAUUGCACUCUAAUUAAGGCCGGCCCAGCGUAACAAAGAAUUUAUUCGCGUGCACUUGUUUCAGAUGCCUUUAGAAUAAUCUGACUUCUCGCGACGGCCAAACAGUCUCUCUCAAUACAUAUUUUGAUCCUGAGGCUAUAUACAUCCUCGGAGACCCAGGGGCAGUCAGUCGGGUCGAAAUAAAAGGCGGCCUUUUCUCUCGACCCGACUGCCUGCCCCUGGGUUUCCGAGGAUGGGCUAUAUACAGCUAAAUCAAAAAAGGUUGAUUGGUCAUUGGUAUUUGGGCAUAUAGAACAAUUCAAUGAUUUUCUUGAGUAAACACCAAACAAUAGCUUCCCAAUGCCCAGUAGCACACGUUCAAUAUAUUAAAAUUCUGACAUGACUCUUAGGCCUCAGGGCCAAAUUGCAAAUUUUUCACGACCUUAUUGUCUCACAAUUCCAAGAAGAGACUUGAGCACAAAGAAGAUCAAACCAAUUAUAGAAAAAUGACCAGAAAGCCUCGGAGUCAUGUUAGAAUUUUAAUAUAUCGGACGUGGGCUAUUCCUAAUGCUCAAAGCAAUCCUUAUUGAACCAGCUAUAUAAAAACUGAUUUGUUCAAUACACUAACCAUCUAUACAUAACUGAAUGCCAUAACACGUUCCAUAUAAAGCAAUAGCGGUAUUAAGAACAUAGACGAUUUUUCCUUGUCGUAAACCUGAUCAUUAGCCGACUCGUGAUACCUUAUAAUUAAAAAAGAUGAAAAUACUCACGGCCAUUAAUUCCAUAGAAGCCGGCAGAGAAAGAAUAGGAAUGGCACAAUAAGUAGUAGUCGGACUUGUUACGUACAAAGAAGGCACAAGAAGGAAAGCGGAAACAAUAGAGACCAACAUACAGACACACACGGAUGAAAUCACGAUUUUUUUUUCGUUUGAAAUGAGGACCGUCUCGUUUAUCCUUGAAAAACGACGUGAAACUACCCAAUUUCAUGUUAUGUAGGACAUGCGAAGAAUUUUUCUGGCUUUUUAUUUAUUUUGAAUGCGGUUUCUUAUAAUUUAAACUCCAGGAAAAUUCGCGUUCAUCUGAGUCAAAAUGUCAAAUGGGUUGUAACAAUUGCGAUGAAGUUUUUAAAAGAACGGAAAUACUUUUUAGUAGUGAUGUUUUCACUGACGUCCUCGUCGCUGCCGCGUAAAAUCCCUAUUGAGACGGAUUAUCCUACCAUAAUCCGUCUAUUCCGUCAAAUCGGUCAUUAACACCAAGGUGUGAUUAGCAAAAGCUUUUUUUCGGUUUCCUUUAAAGUUAUGCAAACUUUUCAAAAGGUUCGACAUCUCUUGAGCUCUUUUUAGGUAUUGAUUAUUACCGGAUUUAAUAGAAGCAAAACUGAUUUAAUUUUUUUUCCAACGGAGAUUAAUUAAUUAUUUUGAAAAUAUGAACAAACAAUAAUAAGAAGAAAGGAAAAGCAAAAAAAUGCCAAGUAUAAAGAACCGAUUCCGGUUCAUCCCUGUUGGCCAUAUUUGUAGUCGAUGGAAGACCGCGGAAGCCAUCCUGUCCUUUCUAAGGCUGAAACUAAGAGUGAAAAUUAAGAGACCUUUUUUAAAAAAUAACUCAUAAGACACAAGUUCCUUACCAAAAAUGGUUUGAAAACUCCAUUUUUAGAACUUCCGAUCUGUUUUUGUGUGAAGAAAGGUUAAUCCGGCUUUAUAAUGGUCGGGUCCUCACCUUGAAUAAAAAGGUUAUCGCGUGUUAGUUUCACGCCAAAACAUGUCAAAUAGUAAUAAUAAAACAGCAUGAUACUGAACCUUGGAAAAGUAAAACUAUUGUUAUUUUAUUAAACAUAACUUAAGUUGUUGAUGUAUAUGUCAUUGUUUUGACUUUUACCGUCUUUUAAAAAAGGAAUGCGUGACGUCAAGAGAUUGUCUCGAACUAUCUCUUCGUGAUAUUUCCUUGUGUGUUGCCCCGACAACUUGAGCCGAUAUAUUCGCUUUUUAUCAAUUGUAUCCUUUAUUUUCUAAGUUGCUCUUUUCAACUGAACUCAAGAAAUUUAGAAAUGAACGUAAAUAGCGUCGAAGUUACGAAUUUUCGACAAAUCUUAACAUUGUUAAGGGCGAUUAAUUAUGGAAAUGUGCGGUUUAUUUCGAGUCGUGACCUCACAAAGUACUUUGCCAAUACGCCACCCUCGCUUUCGAUUUCCGCUCAGGGGAGGGGAGAGGAACAUUUCAGCUCCGUCAAGUUUAUGCUUUCAAAAUAUGGACGAACGUCUUGCAGGAAGAAUCGUCCUAAAAUAUCAUUCGUCUUGUUGGUUUUCUCUCUUUCUGCUGUUGGUAUUCCAUUCGCCCGUUAUUAGUGAAGGUAAUAACUCUUUUCGAUUUUGAAACCAAACGUUUUUACUACUUAUUCGUUGAAUUCACAAAGCGGAAAUAAUUUUACGUUUGUGUAUUUACAGUCAGGUGUACUAGUAGUAAUAUGAGUCACUUCUGCCAGUAGCCAAUCAGCGACGAGUAUUUAGGUCACGUGGUACAAAUGGACCAAUCAGAGAGCAGUAUUUUUGUGUCAUAUCAAAUCGCAUGGUACAAAUUACCCAUGAUGCACCUUGAUUAGCUGUCAAUCAAACUUGAUGACGUCAUGGCAACGUCAUAGAGUGUGACGUCAUAGGGCGUGACGUCAUGGGAGGGGGUGGUUCCUAAGGAAUAAUCACGUGACACAUUGCAUUUUUUUGUUCUCAAACUUCUACUUUAUUUAACUAAUGAUACAACUCAUGUUUAUUAAACUACAGUAUAAUGAAUGUCAAUGUCACUUUGCAAGGUUGGUGGAUUGAGGUUUCCGUCAGCAUACAAUACAGUAUCGGGUACAUGCGGUGUUACGAUGGUAUUAUAACGUUCUCCGAACAAGUUCCUUGCAUGGGCUUCGAAAAUGUUUUUCAUUGACAGUCCUCGUUCGGGGGUAGUUUCUCUUUCAAGUUCUUGCUUGAUGGUAAUCAUGCGGUCAUGCCAUUCUUUCACUCGACGAAAGGUAGUAUCUUUCCAAUGAGGAAAUGCCUCGUAAAUGUCAUCGAGACUCACCAGGUACUUAUGGUCUACGGGCCAAUAGCUUUCAUCGAGUGCUUCGCACUUUCUUUUGUCUAUCCACUUGGUGAGGUCACACACGAUUCUGUGUAGAAUAUCCAGCUGCUCUUCUGUAUAGGUUUCGUUUUCCUUGUUAUUUGCCAGAAACAAGUAGUGCCAAAUGAACUUUUGCACGGUGGCUCUUCGCUUGAAAUUUACGCGAUAGUAUUUGGUCAGGGAAAGCAUGUCUAUGAUCCACUCGGCAGUGUUAUCCUCUUCAAGGACCAUGCGGGUCGCGUCUAACAGUGUACCGUUGGUUACGACGGGAGGUAAAUCGUCAACGUAGUUGCUUAAAUCUAGCAUGGGUUGCGGCAGGAUAUCGCUGUAGGCAGCCAUGUUGGAAAAACUGAAGAGAAGUGGUGUUGUGCAAUGGGUUAUAAGGGAGGUGUGAACCAAUCAUGUGGAAGGAAAGGGGUCAUGUGAUAAGGGUGAGCCAAUGGGAGAGAAGUAAUUUUUUUUGCGUGAAAAGAGGGGGUAUCCCCCCCCAUACCCCCUUUUUUGACCCCUUUUUUGGAGAGCACGUGGUUAGGCGAGGUUACCUAUUGAAUCAGAGAGUAUAAGAGCAGAGAGGGUUGGAGUGUUUCAUUUGCGUUUUUUCCAAGAUGGUGACCAGAGCUUUACCAAUCAAGUUUGGCAGGGAUGAUGGUUCGUAUAAGGAAACCGGAUGUUUUAUUUGUUUAAAGGAAGAAAAAGAUUUGCCUGUGACAUCAUGUUGUGGGAAGAUGGUUCACGAGUCAUGUUUGAUCAAUUGGCUAGAGGUUUGCAAGGCUCCAAGUUGUCCUCAUUGCAGAACAGAGAUGGUCACGGUGAGUAGAGAAAAAAAACGGAGCGAGGUUUUGAUCCUCGGACCUUUGGCUUAUGAGGCCAAUGUGCUAACCACUACACUACUCUGUUUUGUAGAUACAUGUUGUGCAGAAUCGAGCGAUAUAUGAUAGGAUGAAUGCUGACUUGGGGUCUGAGACCACUCGUAAAGUGUAUCAAGAUAGGAGGGAUCGUUUUUAUUUGGAUUUUGCGAUGAUGACAUGCGAUUGUGGGGAUGAAGUGAAAGGAGUGGUGCGGAUGGAGUUUUUUUGUGGACUGACUACAUUUAUAGAAAGUAUUAAGGCAAUCAGAGGUGUAAAAUUGAAAGUAGUUUAAUAACAUGAUGUGAAUAAAGUUGUUUUUACAAGUUUUAACUGAAGUUUGACAAUGUGUUCAUGUUUUCCCUUAAGAGGAUUGUUUUCUUCGCCGUCGUUGUGUACGGGUAUCGUAGGGUAACCAAUCGGAGAUGAGUUUUUCUGUUUCUGUUUGUCUUCAUUUUUUGGUGGUGGUUGUCUUUUUUCUUGUCUGGGGUUGUCCUCUCAUGAGGUUGAGAAGUAAUUUUUGAAAGGCUUUGGUUUGUUCAUCUUGCCGGAUAAUGGAGUCAGUUGUAUCAUCUGGUGUGAUGGUGGAGGUAAAGGGACCUUGUUUAUAUUUUCGUAAAGCUUUGUUGAAGGUGGAGUUCAAUGCCUUGACUUUGGCUUUUUUAAUGGCAGGAGGAAUAUUUUUGUUGGUGAGGACUUUGUGUCUUGUAGCUGCAAGUUGAGUGGCUGUGGUGAGAGUGGGAUCACUGGUGAUGCGUUCUUUGUAGAGAUUGGUUAAUUUACCCAGUUUCUCUGGGGGAAUCAUGAGUACUUGAUUCAUGGUCUUGAGCUGAGAUGAUGCGUCGUAUUUGUUCUUGAUAGUAACGUUUGGUAAAGUCGAGUUGUCGUUGUAGUUGUUCCAAAUCUUUGUUUUGUUGUUGGAUGAUGGUCACGAGGUUAGUAGUGCAGCUUUUAUACUCUUUGCAUUUUGUGCAUCGUUUGGAUUUUACCGGGAGACACAUCGACAUACCUCUUGUAAUCCUUUCCAUAAUUGUCCACCACCGCGUUGUUUCAUUAAGAGCUGUUUGCGUUUUUUAAGUGAGGCACCUUUCUUGGCGAUGGAUCUUAAGAGGUUUUUGUGUGGUUUCAAUCGACCAAUGGUUUUGUUGGACACGGGAAUGUUUUUUUUUAACAAAUUUAAGGUGAUUUCGCUCAAGGCAUUAACCUGUUCUUUGUUGGCAUGACGGAUUUUGUCCAUGCGUUUGAAUCGAUUGCCUUCUUUGAGGAUAUUUUGAAUGAAGGGAACGUGUGGUUUGACUCUAUUCAUCCUACUCGUUUACGUCCAGUGGCCUGCGGUAUGGCCGGUUGGGGUAUGACUGUUUUGGAGCGUUUACUCUUUGAUUUGCCGUUUCCUCCUUUACUUCCAUAUAUAGCUGUUCCGAUACCUGCAGUUGCAACACCGGUAGCGGCGGCGGCUCCAGCGGCGGUUCCGGCUGCUUUUCCAGCUUGUUUGAGUCCUUUUCGGACUGUUUUUCUCAUGGUUUUUUUAGCGACGGUUUUUGCAACCUUUUUACUGAAUUUUUUUCCUGACACUUUGGCUCCUCGUUUGGCUGCUUGUUUGGCUGCUUGUUUGGCUGCUUUUGUAAUGGUUUUUUUCCCGACUGUUUUUAAGACGCGUUUGGUAACACCUUUGGUAAUGGGUUUAAGACUUUUUCCCACUGUUUUCGAGACAAGACGUCCCCAUCCACCUCCAUGUUGUCGUAAAUAAUUUUGAUAUUGUUUGGCGUUUUUGAAGUACAACCAAGGUUCUUUGAUUUUUCGGUCAAAUUUUGGUGCCCGAUAAGUCCCAGUGGCACCUUUGGCUCCUCGACGUUUAUAGUCUGGGUUAUGUCCCAUGGACAUACCGAGUUCGGCUGCUAUGGGUAUGAUGGUUUCGAGACCUAUUCCGCCGUAUUGUUUUCGUCUUGGCAUGGUGGUUGUUUUGAGGUGGAUGUAUCAUCCGUUUUCUCUUUAUAUGUUUUUUGUCCAUCCAGUUGAUCGUUAGGGCAUUUAUAGUAGCGUAGGAUAUGAUCUGGAAUAGGAGGGGCAAAAUCAAUAAUGACCUCUUCUAAAAUUUGUUGUUUGAGUAGAAAUUCAUCCGUUGCAGAUAAUUGUAGAGCACGUAAUUCCGUGAGUGCUUUGACAUGAGUGGAAUAAGCAAAUUUACUCAUGUCCAUUUUGAUGGAGUAUCGUUUAAAAUCAUUCCAACCUUUGAUGAACAUUCCAACAGCUGCUAAGAUGGAAGUGAGUAAUACAUUUUGUAAAACAGGUCCAAUGAUGAGUCCCAAGGAGGUAGCGAGCAGAGAGAGAAUAUUGAGAAUGGUAUAGAUGCGUUUAAAUCGAAAAAACAUUUGUCGAUGACACCACCAUUGACGAUGAUGAUACGUGUAGACUUGAUUCAUGGUGUAACUCUUGUAGACGUUCUUGACACGGUGGGUCUGUUUCUACGAUUAUUGCCCACGCGUGUCCUUGUAUUGGUGACGGUGGGACGUCGUCUAUUUUGUUUGUAAGUGGUAGUGACUGUGUUGGUGGUAACAAUGUUACUAAUUUCUCGAUUAUCUUGAGCAAUGUCAUCUAAUAAUAAACGGAGUUGUUGCUGCAUACGCCCCCGAGCAGGGGCGGUGGUAUUAGUAGUAGCGGUGGGUUGUCUAUUGCGUCUUCUUCUCGCUGCACCUGACCUAGUGGCAGUGGUGGUUGUGGCCGUAGCAGUGGGUGCUCGCCUUCUUGCCCGUGAGGGUCUUCUUGCUCUGGAUCGAGAGGUAGUAGUAGUAGUAGUUGGUCUCCUCGGUCGCGGUGGUGGUGGUGGUGGUGGUGGCGGUGGCUGCCUUGUUGUGGUGCCUGGUCCAGUGCUGAUGGGAGGUGCUGUAUCGAUAUCGGCUUCAUCCAAGGCUUGUUGAACAAGAUCAUCAGGGGGUUCAGUGGGUCUUUGUCUACUGCUUGUACCUAUCCCAGUGGUGAUGGGUGGAGUCACUUGUCGCGGGGGUGGAUCGCCAAUGCGUGGAGUGUCUGAAUCCACCGGUGGUACAUUGGCCACAUAUUCAAAUAAACCUCCAAAAUCACCUGGAUUGAAGCCAAGAUCUUGCACUUGUUCAGCAGCGGUGAGAUUUUGUACAUAUUGAGUAGCAGCAUCGGGUGACCUUAUGGGUCCUUCGGGACUUGAGUCCAUCCUUUAGUCCACAAGUGUUCAAUUAAGUCACUGAAAUGAGUUUCGUUGUAGUGAUGGACGACUGUUUGAAUUUGCCGUUUUUGUCUGUUUCGAACAUGAUUAUAUACUGCUUGGAAAGGAAUGUAGUCCAUGUCAUCAGGUGACAUACCUUGUAGAUAAUUGUGAAAUACUUGUUCUACGUGUUGCCAUUGUUGCUUUCUAUGUUGGAUGGCCUGUUUGAUUUCUUGGACAUCGGUUGGUAAGAGAAUAUUGUGAAAACGAUCGUGUUCGAGUUUCAUCAUAAAUGAUUCAUGGAAAUCAUCUAAAUCAUCCACGGAUAGGAUCAUUUGUUCCAGUAGUCUCUCCUUCAGUCUGUAUCUUGCCUCGUUUUUGCUUAUGUUCCGAUAAACCCUUACGUCUUUUUCGUCGCGUGACAUGAUGUGGAUCAAACUGCCAACAAUUGGUGAUUCCCUGAUCUUUUAAGACAUUGCUAAGGACGCGUUGCGUAUCGGGACUGGUGGGAUGAAAAUCCAAUAAGAGAUAAGCAUGGGGUUGUUCUGUGACUUUUUGAAACGUAUCCAAUACAGUGGACCAAUUGGUCGGAAAGGCUUGCAUCAAUAAAUUUCGAAUGCCCACUUGAUCCCUUGGGUUUUUGAAAGCCCAGACAUAAUGGACAUUUCUGGAGAUGGUUUUGGAGUACUUUCCAAUGGGGAAAAUAUCCUGUAGAAGAUAAAUGACGCUAACAUUUUUGUGAUGAGAAUAUUUGGUGAAAAUAUCCAAGAUAUUUUUAUCGUUUCCGCAUUCAUCCAUGAGAUCGUCCAAGAUUAGAAUACCCCCUUUAGGGAACCAAGAUGAAAUGUGUUGUUCUUGGGGUACACCUUGAUGAAAACGUAUGCCAUGUUUUUUCAUGCGAUCGUAGGCAGGUUGCCAUGCUCCAUAACAAUAAUGAAUAGCAUGGGGUUUGUCCUUGAAGAGGUCUAGGUUGUGGCAUAACAGAUUUUCGAUUAAGUUGGUUUUUCCGCAUCCAGAUGGUCCCACUACCAUGUGUCCCGCGGGGGUAUAGAGUUGAUAAUUUUUGGGUAGAACAAACAUGAUGUAAAAAAAGAAUACAGACAGGAGAAGGUUUAACAAGUCCUUUUAUUGACAAGAAGUACACGUUUGUGAAAUGGGACGAUGACUUGCUUCGCGCCAUGUUUUUGGAUUAGUGAUAAGUUUUUUUAACAUUUCACCCACUUCAUGAUCAUUGGCAACAUAAUCUUUUUCUGAAAAGUAGGUUAAAAAAUCUUGCAUGGAAUAGCCUUUGGCUUUGGCUUUUAAAUAAAAUAAACAAUAAUGUCCGCAUGCUUUGCUUGUAAGACUUUGUAAAGCUCGUCCGUUGGAAACAAUGUAUUUCCAUUUUUUGGUCCAUCUCUCGAGUGGUUUGGCUUGAUAGUAUUGCAAUGGUAGACCAUAACUGUCCAUGAUUUCGCAGAUUCCUUGAUCUGUCCAAAAGGCUAUCCAAUGGCGUCCAGGUUUAUCGUGAGGAUCAGUGUUGACGAUGUAAGCGGAUGUUCGUUUGGAAGGAGAAAUGGGUAAUUGAUCCGAAGCGAAGACUCCUUGAAAAUACGAUUUGAGUACAGGAUCUUGUUGAGCCAAAUACGUUAAUUGUUGAUCACUGAGUGCUACUUCUUCCAUGAUUACUGGUAGAUGUUGUACUCUACGUCAUUCAUGCUAUCAAUGGUCACCAGAUUUUCAAAUUCACCAUAGACCAGCACUGUACUGACAAAGCCAGGAGCUGAAUGUGCUUCGAUUUCAAUCCGUACGUUGCCCUUUUUAUUGGGAUUCAUCAUACCUGUGUCCGCAUUACCACUGCCUACAUUGUUCCACAUGAACAAAUUGCAGUUUCUAUCUUCACCCCAGUCCUCCUCUCUCAACAUGUUUGGCUGACUCUUGAUCAAUGCUCCACUGGCUUGUAGGAAUCGGUAAUAACCGUCAUAGUCAUACCGAUCAUCACGAGUCAGUUCGAGCGUGUCAUUGUAGGGGUAUUCUUCUCCUUGAACAAGCUGUCUGAUGUACUUGAUCUUGGCCUUGAGAAAUGAGAAGGGGUAGUAAUCCUUGGUUCCGUUGAAGGAUCUGCUAUCCACAAUGCCUACGAUCACCCUCUGUGGGACUUUUCCAUUGAAGAUAUCUUCUUCCUCAAACCUUAGCUGGUUAUCUGAGUUCCAGAUAAAGGUUCUCAGUUCACUUCGUACCACAGGGUACACUGCUUUUUGGGCAUUGUUUUGUGUUUUUAGCAUGAGAUCAUUGUAGAUAGAAUCAUUGAGCUUUAGUCGAGCCAGAUGAAACCUCAUGUCAAUAUCGCUCUCGGUGAAACGUAGUUUCUUGGUGUUAGUACCUGCUACCAUGCUCCAGAAUUUAGGAUCAUGAAAAUGAAAUUCAAACUGCAUUUGUACUCCAGGUUUCAACACAUAAGGAAACCAAAAAGGUUCCACAUGGGGCCUCAUUUUCAGACGGAGCUCUAGUAACGAAUCAUUAGUAUCAUUGAAGUACCUGCCAGAUUCUGCCUUGAUCAGGUUAUAAGCUGCUUUUUGAUUGCUACUCCAACCACUGAUUUUAAUGUCAGUGUUGGAUGAGCUUGUUUCUUCCCAUUCUUUGGGUACAUCCAACGCAUUGACCCAUCCUUGUGGACGUAGGAUGGUUUUACCAUCUUCUCUGUCGUAGUUCAAGAUGGUUUCAAUCAUGGCUUUGUAGGGAUAUGUGUCUGUGUGUGGAUUGAUCAGAGUGCCAUUGAGUCGUACUCCAACUUGUUUGAUCAUACUGUGAGGCAGGUUGUUGACCAAGAAGAGAUCAUCCGCUGUUUUGAUUGGUUUACCGUCGGUUUUGGCGAGUUUCAGUUUCAUGGUGAAGUAACUCCUGGAGAGAUCUACAAAUUCUUGCAUGGCUGGAAGAUCAAACUGAAUAGGGGUGAUACUUUUGCCCACUGGGCUAAAGGUGGAAAAUCGACAAUCAUUGAUACUGAUGUCUGUUCGGGGAACUUUGAAAAUGUUCAAAACGGGGUUGACCCCCUCUCUGGAGUAAGCGUGAGCUUUGUAGAUGUCAGUGUUCAUCGUGUUCUGCGUGAUUUUCGUCGUUUUGCAAGUCUUCUUAUAUAGUAAUCUGGCAAACCUCGCGUCAAGGGAUUAAAUUCCCCUCUAGGACCAAAGAUGGUUCCACCCACGCGUCUGCGUCGAACAGAGAUGACACCUCCUCCUCUUUGUCCAUAACGUUUUAAGGCGCGUAGUAUUUUAGGUCGAUUGUAUGGGGGGCUCCAUUGUCUGACCAUUAUGCAAAAAUAUCGCGAAUGAUGCGUUUCUUUUUUUUGAUGGGAAGACGAUUGGUUAAAGAAGCUGCUUUUCGUUUCAAGUUUGCUGCUUUUCGUUUCAAGUUUGCUGGAAGUUGUUUCAGCUCAGCUGGAAGUGAUUGAAUCACGCGUACGGUAUCGAGUCCUUUUAUGGAUAAUCCACCCGUUUGAUUAGCAGGGCGUCCACUUCCUGUGGAACGUUGGCCUCGGUUUGGAUCGUAUCGCGUCAAACUUCCUCCUAUCAUAGUGUGUCCUUUUUUUUUCUUGGUAUGAGAGAGGGUUUGCCUUUUUAUUCUCUUUUGAAGUGUAAGACCAAGGUGGUCACUCCUUGUCCGAAAUCCAAGAGGGUAUUAUCGGUUUCGGUGAUUUGUACUUCUAGGAUCUCCAUAUCUGAACUGAGUACAUCGUGAUAUUGGAUCAUAUGGGGUUCAAAGUGAAAAUGAUCGUUUUGACCUUGGCGAGGAUCAUAAUCGACUUCUCGCAACAAGGACACGACUUGAUCCCCCACGAUGGUGCUUGCCCCCACGUUGGAGUAGACGUAAAGUGUUCGUUUGUGCCGUUUGGUGACUUUAUCAAAAAUGCGAUUUAAAUGGGUAAAUCGCCAUUGAGCUGUUCUACUCAGUUGAACAGCUAGUUCAGAUGGUAUCUCUUUAAACAAGACAUUACCAGUUAAUUCCGUUGUAUCUUUUCUUGUAUUGUCUCUCAAAUGAGGAAUGAGGUGAUGAUUGAGAAAUCGGGUAAUAUCUCCAUCUUUGUCAUAAGUAGUCCACAUCAUCAAUUUGGCGAGACGACUAUCGACUUUAAUGAUGGGAGAACCUGAUGACUCAUUUCCAUCUUGUCCCAGAUGUAAUUGGUAAUCAUCUCCACGAGGACUGAAUUUGAAUGGUGCCCAAUCUUCAGGUUCCACUCUGUAACCAGCAUCGAGUUCUCCAUAUCGUCGUUCUUCGAGGAUAUGACUCAUCAUUGUAAAAAAAUCAACUCCACUUUUAAAAGAAUGCGAAUGGACUUUCAUAUCACCCAGGGUAACGAAAGCUCGUUUCAUCUUGUAGUUACUUCCAUGUUUACCUGUUUUAUUUGUAAUGGACAUGAGCCAGCUGCUAUUGGUGAUUCCUUCCUUUUCCAUUUCGUGUAAAAAACACACGUUGGGGAUCGUAAUACUGGCCAGACCCACUUUCCAUCCAGAUCCUUCCAAUGCGAGUCGAUUGGGUAAACGCACCUUGAAACUUCCGGGCGUAUUCCCUUCAAAGGAUGGACGAGGAAAACUGGGUAGAGUGAUGAAGAAACUCAUGUUGCUCGUUUAAAAUGAAGGGUGAUAGUGGUUUGUGCGCCGCGUAAUUGAAGUUCUUCACCCAAAAUAUUACAUAGUUCAAUCUCAAUGUUUUCGAUCACGGGUAGACGGACGGGAAUGUAACGAAUGGUGUUGGGUUCAAUCCGAUACGUACCACUUUGUUGUCUUUUAUGAAUAACUUCCGCCAGUACGUUUACUAGUGUGUCGUUGAAGAUACUGCUUUGGAUUAAAUUGGAUCGAAUCUGAACGUAUUGAGAACCAUGUUGCGACGGAUCCGUGUGAAUGGUAAAGGUCCAAUUGGCAGCGAUGCUUAAAUACAUUUUAUUGUUAUGCGCAAUUCCCCAAUAAGAAUCUCUUGGACGUGAUCCCCAACCUUUGUCAAUCCAUUCACUGUGAAGGUCCCAAGCAUAUCGAUCGUUUCCAUCUGCGUUUUUUAAAUACGUAGGAGUAAGAUUGGGUCCAAGCGAGUAGAUAUGUUGAUCUCCAUCUAUUUUGUCCGUGAGCCAUCCCAUUUUGAUGGCCAAUAUUUUGCUUAUGUAGAGAUGAGGUGAAAACGAUCCUAGAUUGGUGUGGGUAUUGUCCAAGAAUAAGUUACCAUUGCUCAACCAAUCAAAUUUGAAGGAAGUACGAGUCAAGCUUGGAUACUGUGAAUUAGACCUGGAAAAUAUGGAGUUGCUGUCUUUUUUCUGUGACAAUAGGGAGUGGGUGUAACCAGUGAUGAUAGCAUGGAGCAAUUCGGUGCUCGUCUUUGCUCGCCCUAUUAGAGAUUUGGUAAAAUCAAAUGUUCGUGUAAAUUCUUGACCCACUGCCUGCCCCGAUGGAGUAUUGAAUUCAUUCCAGACGAAGUGGAUGAGAGGUGUAUUACUUGGAAUACCAUCCAAACUUUGUUCCAAAUGACUUGCAUCGGGUAGAAAUAAAGAUGCCAUACCAACCAUCCAUGGACCAUCCUUGAGUUCAAUGGUAUUGGCAAUUCUUUUUUGAAAAUGAGUAAUGGUAUUGCGUGGAAAUUCAUUGUCGGGUUUGCUAGUGAGAGUGACGUAAAAGGAAUCCAUCUGUCUUAGGGUUCUAUCUGGACCAAUCUACCUCCUCGUUGUAAGAAUGCUUUGGUGAUCUUUUUUUUAGCACCAGGAACCCUACUGGCGACGCUUCUGAAACUGGAGACGUUGGGAAAGACAAUGACGGGUGUUUUGGCAUCUGGAACGGCCUUGAUGAGUGAUUUUAUACUCCUAGAUACUGCGCUUUUUCUUCUUCGUCUGCUUUUGUUGAUGGUGGGUUUUCGAAUAUCUUGCAACCUCACUUGAGGCUGCAUGAGUUUAAUACCUUUUUUCUUUCGCUGUACCAUGAUUUAUUUACUCUGGGCUUGUAACAAUAAAGUGGAUUGUUUGUCGCGUAAGACCUUUAUAUCUUUUUUACUCAUCCAAGUAUCGUAUUUCGAGGGCCAACCCUUCCAUCGCACCAACACUUGAUUCUUUUGACGUUUGACCACUUUAUCGAUGCGAAACACGUGAUCAUCAGGAAUGGUGACUUUUUGAAGAUCUUCAUUGUAAAAAGUACCGCGAAUGACGGUUCCGUCCCAUUCUUUGAUGCGAUAAGUGGGUACAGGGGUCUUGUUGACUAGAUCCACUAAAAAGACUUCUUCAGUCCAUCCUGGCAAGUAUCCUUUUUUAAACACUCGAUGUUUUUUAUUCAAUCGAACUCUAUCUCCACGUUGAAAUUGUGGUCGAAUCGAUCGAAUGGUUUUACCGUACAAACGAUUCCAUACUGUUUUUUCAUUGGCAAAUGUCACAUCUUUAGGGGCCAUCCCAAUACUUCGAUGUUUACUUCGAUUGUAACCACGGACAAUGGCUUGUAAGACAUUUUCGUAGCGUAAGGUAUUGGCGGAGGUGAGAUAACGAUAAAUCCGUUCUUUGAUGGUCCGAUUGACUCGUUCAGCCAUGGCUGCUUUAUCGUCUCCAUACGUGGAAAAGAGAUGAAUUUUUUCCCCCUUGAGAAAUGUGUCGAAGGUUUUGUUGUAGAAUUCUUUCCCUUGAUCCGUUUGCAGUUGAAUGGGUUUUCGUCCUUUGGCCAAGAUGGUUUGAAAAGCUCGAACCAAUUCGGUGCCUGUCUUAUUUUUCAAAGGAACCACCCAGAGAAAUUUCGAUAAGGCAUCCACCACUGUCAAUAGGUACUUGUACCCCUUGUUAUUUCGACUCAACGAUUGUACAUCAAUGAGAUCCGCUACCCAUUGAUGAUCUAUACCAUACACCAUCACUCGAGCUUUGGGAAAUCGUUUUCGUCUUGGGCGAUGGAGGGUAUAACUCAAAUCUUUGGAUAAGAUUUGUUUGGCUUCUUGAACAGGAAUCCCUUGCGCUUUGGCAAAUCGUGCCACACCCCCCAGACUUCCAUCGACAUGGGGAUUAUUGUACAAACUCACCAAAUCUUUUUUACUCAUUCUAUCCAAUGACUCAACAACUCUAACCACGAAGGAACUUGAGAUCGAAAUUGAUCUUCAAUGCAAAAAUACCACUCGGCUGCCAACGGGAACUGUUUUAACCACACGACAUACGUGACAAAUCUCCCCCAAUCCCCAUGAACAUGCGUCUCUUUAAAGGUUUCCACGGGAUUACCCCAUUCUUGCAAAACAGGCUGCUGGGAAUAUUUUAAAAAUACACGAGCGCAAAGAAAACGAAUCAAACGCCAACGCAAAUAAGACCUCAUUUUUUUUUCUUUUUUUAAAAAAUAACUUUUAAUGACAACUCACUAUAUACACUUUUUUUUGGGGGUCUCAUGCAAAACUAGCUCUAAGUUCAUUCCACAAAAAGAUGGGUCUAAAAAUAUGAUGCUUACGCGUAUAGUCAUUGUCUUCAUCAUAAUAACGAGUCAAUACCUUACUAUCGAUGAUUGCAUGAGAUAUGUGAUAACCGGUUAAUAAUCUAUCUGUUAUAUAGGUGUAUUUUCUUGGACGAUAUAUACUUUCCACCAGAUAACCAAAUACAAAUAUUUUGUAACGAGGAAGAUCUUUUCUCGGAAACAUAUCUUGGUGACUAUAUGCCACGCGAUAGAGUUUUCGUCUCGCAGUCAGAUGACAAUGAUGGCAUACAAUAUCAUUGGCCCCCGAAAAGAUAGAAUCAAUUGGAAGAUCAAUAGUACGAUUCAUGAAACACAGUUCCUUUCUACAAUCCCAACAGAGAUUUUUUUUCCAUAGUCAAAGGGAAACAAUUGUUCAUGCAAAGCUUUCCAUCCCAUCUCAUUUCUGGCAUGCACCAUAGCUGGCCAAUAAAUGCGUUCUUGAAUAAAAUAGGGUAAAGAACCCCAAGGUAAUGUCUCAUCAAAAAUGGACUCCAUGCUCAAAGGCAGUCAACGAGUUGGAUGGUACUGCUCUUGUAUAGUAGACAAAUGGAUCUCUGCGUGGUCCGCCGCCGCCGCCGCCGCCACCGUCUUCGCGCGCGCCGCCGUCUUCGCGUGGAACCCCCCAGCCGCUGCUGCUGUUAUCUGUUUUCGCCAGGUUUUUUCGUUUUUCCUCCAUGUCUGCUUUCAAGUUGGUAAAGUACUGCUGAAAGGCCAUCUUUUUGCAAGCUUCUUUGUGUUCUUGCGCUUUUCUUUUGGCUUCUUCUCGACUCGCUGGCACGGGUAACUUGUUGAAUUCAAAUCGCAUUUCAUCUUGCCAGGCUGCAUUCUUGUUGCUAAAGGGUAGAUCAAACCACUGGAAGUAAGGACAUUUCAACUCUUUGCACCAAUUGUUGCAGCUCAAGUACAAACGAUUGGGAUUGGCUUCAGAUUGACUCAGUUUCAGGAUAGGAGUGAAAUGACAAAAACACUUCAGAAUGUCCCAACAUUCAAUCACAUCUUGACUGGGUGGUGUGUAAUGCAAUGCUCGUAGAUAAGCAUCGAUGUUACUGGCAAAUAGAAACACGGGGCAAUCCAGUUCUGGGCAAAACAAUACUUCUUGUUUUUCAAUCUCAUCGGGUGGUUUCCUACGAGUGAGAGGUUUCAAGUGGAAAGGACAUGUUAACAAAUCCACUACUUCUAAAGGAGCUCGAGGUGGACUCCGACUUUGAGGUCCAGGCGGACUUCCAACUUGAGGGAUCAUAUCCACUUCAGCUAACAAGGACUGAAUGGCUUGAUCUUUUUCGUGCUCUGAUUUUUCUUCGACCCACUGUCCAUCUUUCAUCACAUAAUUUUUCUCCACCACGAUAGGUUCAGGUGUUUCUUUGAGAGAAUCGGUCUUCAAAACAGGAGAAUCUGUUUCCCAUUUGGGUUUUUUCUUCUUUUUUUCUUUGGAAGGAUCUUUCUUAGUAUAUUUUCGUUUCACGGGUGGAGCCUCAUCAGUGGUGGGUGAUUGCAUGAUGCAACUGAUGAAAAUGAGGAGUUGCUCCGAGACUAUAUAAGUAGCGAGCUCAUACUCAAGAACCAAUCAAUUGUUUCAAGUCGUCAGCAGUACAACUUGUUUAUCCUGUUUAACUUGUUUAUCUUGUUUUUAAACCUGUUUAACAUGUUUCAGAGAACAAGUAUAUUAGCAGUGAUCCUCAGCCAUUUCUUCAUUUUAACCAUGGCCAACAAUUCUACUUCUCCUCUAGAUCCUUCAAGAACCUGGCAACAUUACAGAAAUUUUCUGGAAAAAAAAGGCGAGUUUGAAGAGAAGACAGAAGAACCGAUGGAAAUACCAGAAGGGGAAAAAUACACCAUUGUGACCGGUGGAGCCCAAGGAGCCGAUACCUAUGCUGAACGAUUGGCCUUAGCGUAUGAAUGUAAAGUUGAGAUUAUGAUAGGACCUAAUCAUCCUAGAGCUAAUUGUAUCAGCCCCAUUGUACCUGUCUACGCGGAUCUUUUGAAUGCUCAACGAGCUGCUAGACAAGCCCAGAAAGUCUUGAAAAGGAAUGUUGAAGUAGGAAAAGGGGGCUAUUUUGAUGAAUUGUUAAUUCGUAACUAUUUUAUCGCCAAAGACUCUUAUGCCUUGUAUGCUUUUGGAUACUUGGAAUUCAACAAAACCAGAGUGGAAGGAGGAACGGGUUGGACCGUUCAAAUAGCAGUGGAUAUGGGUAAAAAAAUCUACUUGUUUGACUUGAACGAAAACAAGUGGUACGAGUUUAUUUACUUUCAUCUGGAAAAAGGAUCUUAUGAGAAGAUUUUUCAGUUUCGACCCUUGAAAAGUGAUUGCAAACUCACUCUAAACCAUAAAGCAGGCAUUGUUGGAUCACGAAAUUUCACCGAAACUGGUAAAAAAGAAAUGAGAACACUCUUUCAACGUACCUUCUUAAGAUGAAUAAACCCAAGAAGAAAGUUCAUUUCUGUUCACAAGUGAAAGUGUAUCAACCGGUUUUAAUGGGGCAAGCAUACCUGUUAAAAAAACAGGUUUUAAACGAUGAACAAGAACCCACCAAUCGGGUGCUUUCUUUUUUUCAACAAAAACGUAUAAAACUUCGACAACGUUUGCAUCAACGGCAUUUACUUCGAAAAAAACGACGCGCUGAACGAGCCAAACUCCAUGAAAGACUAUUACAAGAAUCUUCGUCAACAUGAUUUCCCUUCAUGGGAUGAUUAUAUGUUAACAAGAAUCAAACGAGGAUUGGAAGAAGGUUAUACGUUUCAAGAGUGUUAUGAACAUUGGUUAGAAGAUUUUUCCAACACAUUGCAUCAACUGAGUGACGAAUUCCAUGGACAAACUACUAACACAACAUCCGAUUCAUAAGUACUCCAAUUACCGACAUUUUAUUCGUGAUUUAAUUCAAAAUGGUAUUUCGAAUCAAGGAUAUACCUUUGAACAGUUAAAUUACGAAUUGUAUCGACUGAACAGUGAAAUCUAUCAAGAAUACACCAAGGAACUGUUUGUAAAUAAUCAUGUAUAUACUUCAAGAUAAAAACAUUCAAGAUAAACUCUCGACCACUGGUUGGGCAAGAGAUUGGGUAUGGAGUGUCGCUUAUGUCAUGGUUCAAAAAUUUGGAACUACUCCCACUAUACAAUUAAUUCCUCCCAGUGUAGAAGCAUGGAGUCCACAAUGGUAUACUUAUCGAGGAAAUUUAACAGAUACAUUGACUGAUCUUUUACCCAAACUUACUUUUCAUGAAAUCGAAGAAGAAUGGCAAUGGAAAAUGGUUGAAAAUCAUCAUGAAAGUCCACAAGAAUGGGGAAACAACAUGGAUUUUUGUUGGAGAUUCAUGCGACCCAAAGACUCUAUCAUUGAAACUUUAUUGUGUUUAUUUUCUUUUAAUCUUAACAAAUAUGGUACUUAUGAUUACGAAUAUUUGGGUUUCUCGCAUCAGGACAUUGAUCAACUGUUCCAUUGGCAACGACAAAUUCAAUAAAGAUUUUUUUUAACAAAGUUUAUUGUGUCUUAAAUGUUACAAGCGGGAACGUAUGCAUGUCCUACUGACUUGCGUCCCUUUUUUCAAGCAGCAUAAUAAUGCAAAUCAUUCACAUCAUCUGUUAAUAACAUAUACAACUUAAUUACAUCGUAUUCGUAAUAAUACAAAAGUUCACGAGUGACACAAAAUGUUAACUUUCGAGGUUGACUAUUAAAGGAUAAAUCAUACGCGCGCAAAUUAAUACAUCCAUCUCUUAUUUCCUCCUCGGUAUGAUCUUCUAUCACAAAAAUUAAAUCUGCAAUUGUUAACAUAUUUGCUGAACGAAGUAAACAUCUUAACAUUUGCCCCAUUAAAAACAUUAUUUUUAAAAUGUCUAAAUCAUUGGCGAAAUGAUAAGUGUUUAAAUUUGGAUUCAGCUCAACAGUUAUCCAAAUAAACACCUCUGACAUGGGAAAUCCAUCCAUUCCAAUUUCACCCCAUUCGUUCACAAGCCAAUCAACAUGACGAUGCAAUUGUCGCUUCACGAGCGGGAAGUGAAAAAGCUACAAUAACAAAUUAAAAAAUCAUUACUAGUGACAUGCAUAAUAGAACGUGUGUCGAUUACUUGAAAAUUGCUCAAUGGAUCCCCCAUGUGUCCAACAUGAAAGGCAUUAUCGUGAAAUUCUCUGUACUUAAAUUCAAAUCGAGCCAUUCCCCGUACAAAUAAACACCGCUCCAACCUUUCAGCCGUGUGCGAACGUAAUGUCAAGGUUAAUGUCAAAGGCAUAACAGAAACAUCUUCAAAUAAAAUAUUUCUUAAUAAAUCGCGUGAACCUGCAUCCAAGACAUUCAUCAACACUCUUAAUACAUGCCCCAAUGCAUGUACCACUUGACGCAUGGUUUCAUAGGAUAAAUAUGGAUAAUCAUCGUGUAAGAUAUGAAUCUCGCCUAGACUUUGUUCAAUUUGGUGCAUAUCUCUCGCUUCUACUUCCUCCAUAAAUAAUAACACUUGUUCCUUUAAUUGAUCCACACCAAACAACUAUAAAAAAGAAACCAAAUCAGCGGCACUUAUAAAAACGCUAUAAUCUUCUAUGAUAAAAUCACGUUCUACAUCACGAUCAUGGGAAUAGUACACAUGAAUUUGAGCAAAUUCAGGUCCUAAUACAUAAUUAAAAAUACGCCUUAAAUUAUCUUCGAUCAUAUUUACAACUUCCGUUAUAUAAUUCCUCACUGUCAUAGUGAUCGACACAUCAAUUGGAGGAAAUUGUGGUCCAUAGAAUCGACAUGUGUGAAUAACACUUUCUAAAAUACGUCUCACUUCUACAUCUUCAAAUGGUCGAUUGAUCUAAGAGAAAAAAAACAAGACUACUGUAUAUAGAGUAUUGGACAUACAAUCUUUUUUUUCACCACUCCCGAGAUAACAAAAGAAAUCGUUUCGAUGUACUCGAAUCGUUCACUCAUGUAACAAUCCGCGUAAAACACAUACAUGCUUCUUGGUAACACUCGAUCUAUAAUACUAUACCAACAAUCUCGUAUAAUAUCUUCCUCUAUGAUGGGUGUUUUUAAUUUUAAUGAAACAACGAGUCGAGAAGGUAAAAUAUUAAAGUCAACUCGACGUUCCAGAGGAAAAUUCAUCACUUCAUAAAUUGCUUUGUAUAAAUCCACCACAUUCCAAUAACCACGAACUUGCAUAGGUAACAACUAGAAAAAAAACAUUUUUUUCAACACAUUGAUAAUGCAAACCACACAGUUGGACUACUGAAUUGGGAUGAAGUAAACUUCAUAAUUACUAAUAUACGAAUAAUAUAAUCCGAUGAAUAAGCAUUCGAAGGAACCACUUCAGCAUCACGACAUUCAAUACCACAUGCCCUCAUCUUAUCUUGCCACGCAUUUCCAAAUUGUUGUAAUGAGUUAGUUCGAGGAGCAUCAAAAAACAUCAUUAAAGGACGUAUAGUUAAUUGUGCACGAAACCCCCAUUGUCGUUCCAUUUGCCAUCGACUAGUUGCUACUAAUGCUUUAUACAUAUCAAUCAUUUUCAAUACAUCAUCUGGAUAAUGAAACCAAGUACCACUCUCCUAAGAAAAACAACAAAUAAAUUCAACUCUUUGACAUAGGAUUGUAUAACGAAGCACUAAAGGAGCCACGCGUGUAUAGCUAUCCCAAUUACUCGGUGUAAUAGGAUUCACAAACAUUAACAUUAAACAUCGAAAUUCACUAUGUCUUAGUGAACGAUAAAUAGGAUAAAACACCGUCGAGAUCAUAUCAAAAUGAUGAUCUUGAAGCCAUAAUGGUCUCGUCUUUGGAAACAAUGUGAUACAAAUAGUACGCUCUUGCUGCAUAUAGGCAUCAGCUACCACUUGAGUGAUAUCAUACAAUAAAUCAUCCAAUGAUUCAACACGAAUCCAUCGUUCCUAACAGCAAACAAAAAAAAACAGUUCAUUCCCCUUCUUCAUCAGCUGAAUUAUAGGGAACCAAUACUAAUCCAUUCAAAUCAACUGAAUCAAACGACCAUUCAUCAUCACUCUCGUACUGCGUCACCUAAAAGAACCAAAAGUGACCAUUCACUACAACACUCGCCAUACCGUUGACUACAACCACUGUUUAAUCUACAAUAAAAAAAACAAAUCAAAAUGACUAACCCGUUCUAUUUCUUGACGUAAAUUGACAUUGGAUAGUAAGCGGUCCAAACGUUCAAUCACUUCAUCCCUACUAAAGUUACCAGGCACAGGAGGUAUUGGAUCUACGUCAUGAACAUCAUCCACAGGUACAUUAGUGACUUCUCGACAAAACGGGCAACUAUUAUGGCCACGUUGAUACCAACCCUCUAAACAGCGUUUAUGGCAAUAUUGGUGGCAACACGUUAACUGAGUAGCGCGUAAGUCACAGGCUUCUCCUUCAACCAAACAGAUACAUCGAAAUCUGGUGUCAACAAUUUCUGGUCUAUCUCCAUUCAAUCGACGACUCUUUCUGGGACUGGCCAUGAUUUCACGCAAUGAGUCCCAUCCCAAGACUCUUGUUUUAAAUCAGUCCAUUCAAUCCCAUCAUACCCUCUUUUUUCAAAAAAACCUUAGAUGAGGGGGUAUGGGGGGGGAUACCCCCUCGUUUCAGAUUUAAAAAAAUCCAAGAUGGCGCCGAUUUUUACCUCUAUAUAAUUCGAGGCAACUCAUCGACCCAUCACAAUUUUCUCACCAUGAUGGACGAUACUCAAGGAGAUCAAGAUUGCAACCAAGCCUUGAAUCAAUCAGAAGAAGAAGCUAUUAAUGCUUUUCAGUUUGAGUUAAUACCGUACACGGAUAGACGUUGUACUAAAUUUGGUAUUCAUCGGCGUACCUUCACCACUCGAUUGCAACAACAUGGAGGUAAUCUUGCCCAGUUACUACCCAAUCAUGUCUUGCCAAACUUGAUUGAACAUACGUUGGAUAUGGCGAUUGAACAACAAAUUUUAAGUGAUCCAACUGCCAACAAUGAGGAUUGGAUCAUGAUUAACAUGUCUUCAAACCGUUUACAGAGUGCCUAUCAAUCGCAUCGAGUGAGUAUUGCCGAUUGGCUCUUAGAUGGAACAGGCAGCAGAGCCAUGUUGGAAAAAAUGAGUCAAGUUCUCAACUCCAAUGAAACAUUUCAAAUGGAUGACACUUUUCACAUUGAAAUUACUCAUGUUCGUAAUCCUGGUGUGGGCAGAGGUCGAAAUCAGAACAAACCUGGUCUUACCCCCGUGGAUCAACUAUUGAGACGUAAAAAGAAUGUGAUUCGUAUCAACAAUUACGAUGAUCUCUGUUGUGCCCGAGCUAUCGUGACAGCCAAAGCCCAUCAAGAUUAUGGCUCGGGUCAUUGGAUUACUCGCAGUUGUAAACGUGGUUUUCCCUUGCAAGAACAAUAUGCUAGAGAACUCCAUAACCAAGCAGGGGUUCCAUUGGGUGCCUGUGGAUUGGGGGAAAUUCAACUUUUUCAAAACAGUCUUCCAGAGUAUCAAUUGAUUGUCAUUGAUGCUGAAAUGGGUUAUCAACUCAUUUUCAAAGGUCCAUCUAAAGCCAAGGAAAAACAAUUGGUACUGAUUAAACACAAGGACCAUUAUCAUACUUGCACUUCCCUGACUGGCUUUUUUGGAACAACGUAUUAUUGCACUGAAUGUGAAAAAUCAUUUGCAGUGGAUGACAGUCAACACCAUCGAUGUAAAGGAAAACGAUGUUAUGCCUGUCAACAACCCAAUUGCAUGGAUUUUCAAGACAUGCAAGCCACACUCUUUUGCCGCGACUGUUGUCGCUCCUUCUUUACUCGACAAUGUUAUCAAAAUCAUUUAUUUUUCACUACUUCAGGUCGAAAAGCAAGUGGCAAUAGUGUGUGUGAAGUGAAAAAACGAUGCCCUGGUUGUAAUAAAGUGGAAAGUGGGAAACAACAGAUUCGUGAACAUCAAUGCGGUCAUAGCAAGUGCCCUUCGUGUCACAAAUACGUCGACAUUAACACUCACAAAUGUUACAUUCAACCCAUCGUACCAGAAAGUAACGCCAGAAAACGCAAGAGGGAUGAACGCGUUCCACCACCCUUAUUUGUUUAUUUUGACAUUGAAGCCAUGCAAGAUACUGGUAUUCAUGUCGCCAAUUUGGUAUGCGCAGAAACCAAUGAAGACGAUACCUCGUAUGUGUUCAGUGGAGCCACUUGCAUUGAACAAUUUUUGGCAUGGUUACUAACACUGACUCAAACGGAUGAUGUGGAAUAUCUACGUCAUGUCAUUGCUAUUGCGCACAAUUUUCAAGGCUAUGACAGUUAUUUUAUUUUGGAAGAACUUUACAAACAAUGCGUUUGUCCCAAGCAAGUUGUCAAUGGAGCCAAGAUAUUAAGCAUGUCAUUGGAUCACAUUAAAUUCAUUGACAGUAUGGCUUUUUUACAAAUGUCCCUGGCUAGUUUCACCAAAGCAUUUGGUCUACAGGAACUGAAAAAGGGAUUUUUCCCUCAUUUUUUCAAUCGAGCUGAACAUCAACACUAUGUGGGACCCAUGCCAGCUAAAGAUUAUUAUGAUCCCAAAAGCAUGAAACCAGAAAGGAAACAAGAAUUUGACACUUGGUAUCAAUCAAAAUUGGAUGAGGGAGCCACAUUUCAUUUCCAACAAGAACUGAUUGCUUAUUGUCAAUCCGAUGUUCAAUUGCUUAAACAAGGAUGUAUGAAAUUUCAGCAGGAAUUUCAAACAUUGACCAAUUUUAACCCUAUGGAACAGUGCAUUACCAUUGCAUCAGCAUGCAACCGAUUUUUUCGAACCAAUUGUAUUCUACCGGGAACAUUGGCCUGUGAACCAGUAUUGGGAUGGUAUGGUUCAGCCAAACCGCAUUCUAUGGUCGCUUUAGAAUGGUUAAACUGGAUAGAACAUUCUCAAAACAAACGUCUUCUUCACGCGGGCAAUCAAGGGGAAUGUCAAGUUCAGAUAGGCCUGAACAAAACGUACGUGGAUGGUUAUGACCCCAACACAAACACAAUCUAUGAAUUUAACGGUUGUUUUUUUCAUGGUUGUCCCACUUGUUUUAACAAUCGAGAUCAAACGCAUGCCAAAUUGAAUAACAAGACCAUGGCAGAAGUGUAUCAAUCAACCAUGCAACGAAUUGCCCACCUUCAGCAUUCGGGGUAUAAUGUAACUGUGAUGUGGGAAUGUGCAUGGAAACGAAUAAAAGAACAGGACUUGAACAUUCUACCCUUUUUGAAACAACUCGACCUCACCAAUCGUCUUCGACCAAGAGAUGCCUUUUUUGGUGGUCGUACCAAUGCAGUUCAAUUGUAUUAUCAAGUGCAACCCAAUGAACAAAUCCGCUAUGUGGAUUACACGUCCCUAUAUCCCUUUGUCAACAAAAACUGUCAGUACCCAGUGGGACAUCCUCUCAUCAUUAACAAUCCUUCAUUUUCCAUUGAGGAGUAUUUUGGAUUGGCCCUGUGCAAGAUACUACCACCGCGUGAACUGUACCAUCCGGUAUUACCCUAUCGAUGUAACGGAAAACUCAUGUUUCCAUUAUGUCGCACAUGCGCAGAAACACAAGUCAAGUUCCCCUUGAGUGAACGUGAUUGUCAAUGUUCCCACAAUGAAGAUGAACGUACUCUCACUGGUACAUGGUGUACCCCGGAACUAUUGGAAGCCAAACGGCAAGGUUACACAAUUGUUCAACUCUAUGAAGUAUGGCAUUUUCCCAACACGUCCAAUCUUCUCUUUAAACAAUAUGUGGACACGUUCCUCAAAUUGAAACAGGAAGCCAGUGGUUGGCCAGCGGACGUGGGAGAAGAUCCUGAAAAACGUCAAGAGUACAUCAUGAAUUAUCUCCGACAUGAGAACAUUCAAUUAGAUGCUGAAAAAAUUGAAAAAAAUCCAGGCAAACGUUCCACUGCCAAAAUGAUGUUGAAUAGUUUUUGGGGGAAAUUUGGCGAACAACCCAACAAGAGUCAUGUCCAAGCAUUUACCAGUCCUUCUGAAUUUUACAAGUUACUUCAAAAUGAAGAACAACAAAUCCAUUCCAUCAGGAUUGUCAAUGAACACAUGAUUGAGGUUGUCCACGAUUACAUUGAAGACAGCAUACCCACUCAAGUGAACAUUAACAUUUUCAUUGCUUGUUUUACCACAUGUUGGGCACGCCUUAAAUUGUAUAAAGCGUUGCAUCAUUUACAACAACAAGUCUUAUAUUUUGACACGGAUUCUGUGAUUUACAAAUGGAAACCCAAUGCCCCAGAAUUACCAUUGGGCUCAUACUUGGGACAAUUCACCAAUGAAUUGGACGAUCCAACUGAUUACAUUACAGAAUUUGCAGCCGCUGGCCCCAAAAAUUAUGGCUACAGAACCCUCAAAGGAAAAACAGAAUGUAAAGUACGUGGAUUCAGUUUGAACACCCGCGGACAAGAACAAUUAAACUUUGACAUUUUAAAGAAGAAUAUUAUUGAUGAAGUGACUCUACCACAAGCCGUUGCCAAUAGCAUUCCAGUGUUCAACCCGCAUAAAAUUAUGAGAAAUCCCACCACCAAACAAGUGUCGACAGAAACUCAAGUCAAGCACUAUAAAUUGGUGUUUGAUAAACGAGUGGUGGACUCAUCAAAUUUUCAAUCCUAUCCUUAUGGUUACCAGGACAGUCACAGUCAAGACACGACAACUACAAUCGAGUGCCCAUUAGUAUCAUUACAAUCCAUGGUGGAUAAUAUCACACAAGACAGUGUAAACAUUUAUCAAGGUUUAUUAGAUGGAACAUUCGAUAUUUUCCAAUGAAGAGAGAUCUUUACUUUGAAACAUUUCCAUUCCCUUCAUCCAUCCCCAAUGUUGUUUGCAGCAGUCACUGGAUGGGUCACACGUACGAUGAUGAUGUUGACGACGAUGAUGCAUCAUUUUCAAGCAUUCCAUUUUCUUUUUUGACAUGGUUGGACCUUCUUUGGCAUGAUGGUUACUCGCUUGACGUGGACAUAUCUGAUGCUCAUCCCAACCAUGACCUCCACCUUGUAAUCUUUUGCUGCUUCACCCUCAGACUGAACGUCCCUUGCUGCUGAUUAUGAACAUGCCAUCAAAACCUUUCAGAUUGUGGAAGACUAAAGCUGGUAUCUUUGCACCUGGAAAUGCAACUUGCCAUUACAAGUACCUCUGGAACAGAAAAAAGCAGACACCUCCCUCCUACCUCCUACACUGCCAUGCUGCUACCAGUGUCUUUCCACUGCCUGUUGGUCCACCGAUCCAGUACCAGCUGCACCCUUUGUCCAAAGUUCCUUGCACCUUCCAUACCAGUUACGUCGGUUGGGAACGACCGUGUACUGGGCUUGACAGUUUAGACAAGUUUUGUGGGUUACUUGCGCCAACCAUACCAGAUAAGACGGCUUUUUCCACCUCCUCCUCUUGCUCCUCCACCACUGGUUGAAUAUAGCAUUUGUGGUCUUUGAUCACCAGUUGUUCCGGCGGUACCUUUUCUCCACAAUUCCAUGGUAACCUAUGGCAUUUCCAGGAUGUGACAUCCACCUUCUUCACCUCGAGAAAAAACAUUUACCCCAGAAACUAUUUAACAUUAGCUUCGCUGUUGCUUUUCACCUGGCGAGCAAGAUCAGUCACCACACCUGUUUGCCUUUCCUGUUUCCUUUUCAUAACCAACGUGAAUUUCAAUACAUUUGCCUUGGAAAAUGGAACUCAUAUAUUGCGUUGGUUACCAACUCUGAUCCUUUGUUCCAAAGCACCAAUUAGUUCUAACACGAUCCGCGUAAAGUCCUUCCCAUAGUACGUGGUCCAUGUAACAGCCAUAUUGCAGGGAAGUCCAUCCGUAGGAUUCCCACUCCGACCCAAGUAUGUUACAACCAUAGGUUUUCCAGUCACUCCUAAACAUGACAUGGGGCAUCAUCACCUUCCUUCAUCCACUCCAAAGUGAUGGUAUCUUCCUGUUUUCUCGUCCAUGAACUCCAACUUGUUGCCUAAAGGUCUUCAAUCCAGCCUCCCAAGCAUUUCCAGAGGUUCAUACAGGGACACUCGAACCUCGAUUUGAAGCACAUGGUCACCAGGAUGGCACUACCAUGCAACCUCCCCCCUUUUUGUUGGUCUUUCUCCUUUCACCGCAUUUUUCUGGACAAUCCUUUCGGUUGCACGAUUGGCAGGAUCCCCCUUCACAAAGGGACCAAAUAAAGUGGAAUUGAGAACUUUCUUUCACCUUCCAUAAUAUAUUUCUCCAGGAAUGUCGCCCUCUGAACACUACAGUAUAAACAUUUGUGGACAUGUUUUUCCGUGUGUGUAGUCUUUUGGCAGUGUAUUCCAUUUUAGCCUAAUGAAGUGUAUCCAUUAAGCCGCCGUAGUUUACUCGGGUAUCCAUUAAGCCACCAUAGUUUACUCCAUUUUUUUUCGCAUCUUCUUCGACCUCCGCAUCUUCUUCUUCUUCCUACAAAGGAUUUCAUCACCAAAGUGGUCAUGCGAUCUCCUUUGUGCCAUAACACAUCAGUUUAAACUCAAACUGUCCAUACGGCUGUUCCAUAACCUCCCAUCUACUCCCAUCGCUCGUAUGCUCUGUUUAAAAUAGCAUCUUCUACAAUAAUAAAAAAAUGUAAAUAAAAACUAAUUAGUUAGGUUGUUAAAUAAAGUAGAAGGUUGAUAAAAAACAUGCAAUGUGUCACGUGAUUAUUCCUUAGCAACCACCCCUCCCAUGACGUCACGCCCACAUGACGUCACGCCCUAUGACGUCACGCCCUAUGACGUCACGCCCUAUGACGUCAUCAAGUUUGAUUGACAGCUAAUCAAGGUGCAUCAUGGGUAAUUUGUACCAUGCGAUUUGAUAUGACACAAAAAUACUGCUCUCUGAUUGGUCCAUUUGUACCACGUGACCUAAAUACUCGUCGCUGAUUGGCUACUGGCAGAAGUGACUCAUAUUACUACUUGUACUUUACGUAAUAUAUCAAACAUAAGACGCAGUGUUUCAUCACCAGAUGAAACACCGAGAAGAGAGUUGAAAAUACGACGCGCAGCGGAGUAUUUUUGACGAACUUCGAGGUGUUUCAUCUGGUGAUGAAACACUGUGUGGAAUGUUUGAUAUUUCUUCUCAAACAAAAUCAUUUUUGAAGGCGAAAUUAAGGAUGCAAAUACUGAGCAGUUUUUCAUCCGAUUUCCAAACACUCAUUAAACAUUAAUUUUCUUUGUAUUUUCUUUAUGAAUUAUUAAUGAGUUUGAGAACGUUUGAAUCAUGCCGUUUAUAUCUUAAAGUCUAAUCUCUUUUGCUUUAGAUGUAUAUUUCAAAAAUUCUCCGCACAUUUUAUACCGAAAAAUACAACGCAUAGGCAAGCUGAAACGACUCUUCGUCGGUCUAUUAUAAGAAUUCUCACGGUGUAACUCUGUUCUGAUAUCUUUGUUGGAGGUAAGCGCUUUCAAGACCGCGCUACACCCUAUCUUUCCCAAAUUUUUGUUACAGAGAAACUGCAUUUCUUAUAUAAUAAUUUUAUUGCUUAUAAAGAGAUAAUCGAGUUACGUACAAGUCAACUUUGCUUUCGUUGUACACAGGUGCACGCAUGUAUUAAAGCUUCCAGAAUGUAUGGUCAAUUAAUGUUUUAAUUAUAAAUCAAACUAUUCUGAGUAUUUUAAUACUAUUUAGCGCUUGUUAUUAAAUUUUCUUCCUUUUGGCCUUUGAUUCGGUUACAAAGCUGAAAAGGAAACUUUGUUCAUUUGAAUUUUUGCAACAGUAGUUAAUCCUUCAUAUAUUUUAACUCUCUAACUUAACUUUGAUAGUAUUGUUAUUUUGUUCAUAUAAGUCUUAUUUUGCUUUAAUACAUAUAAUGAUAAGCUUAUGUAUAUUCAAAUGGUAUUCCCUGUAUUUCUUGUUUUGCUAACAUUUUCGAUAAUGUUUUAUACUCUAACUUGUUGGUCUGUUCUUGACUAUAUUAAAACAUUGGCAGGCAUUUGUUGAAUUCAUGCUGUGAAUAUCUAUUACAUGCAGCAUCAACAUCACGAUUAGGCCUUCAAGGCUGUGCUCUAAGGAAAAUUGAAGGGAGCCCAGUGCUCUGAAACUGUAAAAUCUAGGGUGCCCAGCAUAUGAUUUGUAUGAAAAAUCUAAGAUUUUCUAGUCGCCUGAGGGCAAAAGUUAGGCGCCAGGGGCCACCGGGCUCUGCUAGAGCACAGCCCUGGGCCUUACAUGUAAUGAUGGAAAUAUAUCAGCUACAUAUCGUACUCGUUGGUUUUGUGGAUCUUUUUGUAAGAAAGUACAUAUUAAGGAUUAUAUAUACCUGUAUAUUUAUCACAUCACUGAAAUGAAAUUGAUUUUUGUUAAAACAGUUUUCUGAGGCUUUGAAUUUCAGAGCUAAGUUAACACUCUAGCAUUCCUAAAUGUAUUAGUAAGAUGAAACUUGUCACUGACUCCAACAUUUUUUUUUUUAUCACAGUUGCUCCGGAAGUAACAAUUGAUGGUGGGGCACAACAGUUUGUGGUGAUGGGAAAUAAAGUACAACUGACUUGUCAUUAUAACACAUCACCUCCAGUAUCAGAAGUGAGUUGGGAAAAAGAUGGAAUUGUGAUAUCCACGAAUGUUUCUGUAAAGAAUGGAUCAAGAGGGGAUAUUACCCAUUUCAAUGACAGCACAGUGCAGUUAACAAUUGUCUCAAGUAUAUCAAGUGAUUCUGGGAAUUAUACCUGUGUUGUUAUAAACAGAAUUGAUAACUCAUCCGCUACUGCAUCAGUUAUAAUACAAGGUUAGUUAGGAUUAUUUAUUUAUUUUCCCUGGCAAAGACAUUUAGCAAACAAAUUCCACAACUAAGAGGAACAAUUUCAAACAAAUAUUCAAGAAAUUUUCCUGUGAAUAGCUCAAACUUGAUCAGUGAUGUAAAAUGAGGUUAAGUAACCUCACUAGUUUAUUGGUAUGUAAUAAUGAUACCACCCAAAUGUUAGGGAUCAAAGUCGCUGCAAUACUCAUCCACAUAUGUUGCAAAAGGCUUGUCAUGUUGCACCCUCCCCAAUGUUAAUUCACGCAUUUUUAACCAUUUGCAAAUAAAUGCGAAUCUCAAUUUUGAGUGAGGAGAGAAGAAAUGCUCAGUGACAACUGCGAGGAUCAUUCUUCAUUUGAUUAAAGUUAGAUAAGUUGGUUGUGACGGAGAGACAUCAGAAAUCAUCUCUUUUAGUCAAUUGUUUCUACGAAAUUUGAUCAGUAUUGUGGUCAUAAAAAUGCUGGUGAAAGCUUUUAUAUUACCAUCUAUCGUGUUCACUUUAACUUCAGGGUACUCAAAAAGAAUAGCAAUAAAUUCUUCGUAUUGUUAGACAUAGUAUUUUGUCACUGCAUUUUACAUUCCCCACCCCCUUUCAUUUGUUUGUCACUUUGUGGUAGUUAGCCAUGUUGUAUAUUAUACAAGUUGCAAAUAAGGAAGGUCUGUUACAAGUAUCGGCAUCCAGAUAAGUUCCACCAUGGGUUGAGCACUUAAGAGCGGAUGUCAGUAAAUAUCGACCAGAGGUCUACAAAAGUGAAAAAUCGAAAAUUCUCAAAAAAAUUCACAAAGUAGCACUAGGUAAGCUAUUAACAUAAAUGUAAUUUUUACUUCGAUCCGAUAAUUAUUUUCCACGUACGGGGGGGUUAUUGGUUUUGCGGCUCUCGGACCGGGUUUUCCAGGCCAGAGACCAUGUGUCGCAAAAAAAUCGUUUUAAAAUUCAAAUCCAUUGUAAUGCGGACAACAAAUAACUUAUUCAGAAGAGUACUUAAUUGCACACAUUCUAAGUGGUGAUUUACUCAGUUUGAACGAAAGUGUAAUAUUUUGGAGAUUUUUCAUUAUUUUCAAUAUUUUGAACGUUUUCGUUCAAUGAAAAAAUGGCAAAUUUCAAAGCCCUAAAGCGUCGACUGGUACCUCGAUUUCAGUAACGAGUCUUAUACCACGUUAAAGAGCGUUAUCUCUUCUUUCAAAAUCUGUUUUCAAAACUACGGGCAACUUAAAAGAAAAUGUUUGAGGCCAAAAAAUACAAGUAGUACUUUUCUGAAAUUUGAGCUUUCGAGACUCAGCGGGUCGAUGCUAAAAACUCAGAAAAAUGCAAUAAGAAAUCAGUUUGAGCAACAGUGAUUUAAGGUUAUCAGCUAUCAGAAACCAACACGUGUUUAUCGAGCGAUCUGAUAAAAUUUAAAGCCGUUUUCCAACAAGAAAAGCAGAGUUUAGCCAUCUUCUGCUACCAAACGCACGAGUGACGUAAGGUUGUCAAAGGGCAAAGCACAGUAAUAAACUUCAAAAGGCACAACGUUUCUGCGUCCAGGAAUUAGACUUCAGCGGACAGAACAAUGCCUACGAGUGUAUGUUUCAUACCUUAGCAUUGGUUUCCUAGAUACUGGAAAUAAAAAAACAUCAAGGACAGCAUCGGCAAGAGCAUCUUCGGCUGCUCUCAAACGACGGAGAUUGCGUUACUUUUCACAGAUUGACCGCUUACCACCUGUUUUUGGGCUCGCAUUUCGAAGGAACGCUUGCCUCGAGAGGCGCGCGGCACGGAUCUGAACUCUUCUUCACGAGACAUUGAGCUGAAUUUAUCGGAAAUACGCCACCAACACCAACAACAUGAGCUUUUUUCGGGUAUUUGUCGUUUUUUAUGCGAAAAGUUCGGGUAAGCAGAUUCUCGCAAAAACCAUUUGGCUUAAAAAAUGUGUUUAAAAGCCCACCCUGGAUUUGAACCAAAAAGUAUUUCCUCGAAAUAAGCUAAAAAUACCCAAUUCACGCGGUGAAAAAAUGGAUGAUUAUGGAAGGAUUAUUGAAUGCUUGCCUAACCUGAGGGAUUUCCCGUGAUGUAGGAUUAGGGCUAGGAAAAAAGCCCAUAACCUGCUCCUGUCGUUGUGAAUUUCCUCAAAAUCAAAAAUUUCAGUAAGAACCGAAAACAACAGCUUAAAGGAGGUGCACACACCUUGAACUAGCCAGGGAAAAGGGGCUUCUGAUUGAGCUAAACUGCCAUUGAUGCACUUUGCAAUUAGGUAGACCUGUUACUAUCCCCCGCGCAACCACAUGGGGAGUACUUUGAAGCGGUCCUGUCGGGGACUUUCGGGGGUAGGGGGCGGGGCAAAUCGAAAAUAACUUCUCUUUGUUUUUGUGAAGUACAUCAUUUCUCGCACGGUUGACAAGGUGACGGCGGACUCCGUACCUUUGGAAAGGCCCUUUUGAAACACGUCCAGGCAACAUGCAGGGCAUCACGAAAUUGACGUCAACACCUUGAAUCAACUCCAUGAACAGGGAGAGGCGAUAAGUCCCAUCUUAAAAGAUGUAGAAAAAGUUGGGCGUACCUCCGGAAUAAUCCUGACUACGCACCUGCUAAAGCCUGAAACUGAACAACAGGAGUCUUGACGAAACGUCCUCAGUUAUCACCUGUCCGGGGUCGUACUUUCAAGGAAACGCUGAUCAAGAAUCACUCAUGACGGAAUGAAAACUCCUCCUAGCUUCCAGCGAAAAAAGGAGCGACAACAGUGGUAAGCGGUAGUUCUGUGAAAUGUAACGCAAUCUUUGCCGUUUACGAUCUUUCGGCGCUUGGAUUUGAAACGUUUUUGUUUGGUAUUAUAUGUUCUCCCGUGUGGAUACUUGGCAUUUCCAAUAUAUGGAAAAACCAUGCUAAGGUACGAACAACAGACAUUCACAACAUUGUUUUGUACGCUAAAAUCUGAUUCCAUGGACGUAAAACGUUUUGAAUUUUAAGACUUUUUAAUAUUAGUGCUUUGCCCUCCCUUUGACAACUUCACGUGACCGUAGUUACUAAAACAAGGAAUGACCUACAAUGAUCUACAAUGACCUACAAUGAUCUACAAUGAGCUACUAUGAGCUGCUAGGAGCUAAAAUAAGUAUAAAAUGAGUUAAAAUAAGCCCUACAAUGAGCUACAAAAUGACAGACAAUGAUGUUUGUCGUGUGUCACGCUUGGACGUGACACUAAGCUCAUGGUAUUAAAUUGCCAAGCACAUUUUGAAAAGGCAAAACAAAAAUAAAGCCUGAUCUCAGGUAACUUGAGAAACUUGAACAUAAAUUAUUGCAAUCGCGUUUUUACCGGUAACACUAUUAUACCCCGUAUUGAUGGAAGUCAUCCUGCGCCUGCGUGAAUCCAGUGUAUUGUCACAGUACUGUUUAAUUUGUUUGAAAAAAAGACAACACAAAACACAACUAACGGGAAAGGUUGCUAGGGAUGGUUUGGACAAAAGUCACAGUACUGUGACAAUACAGGAUUCACGCAGGCGCAGGAUGACUUCCAUCAAUACAGGGUAUAAUAGUGUUACCGGUAAAAACGCGAUUGCAAUAAUUUAUUUUCAAGUUUCUCAAGUUACCUGAGAUCAGGCUUUAUUUUUGUUUUGCCUUUUCAAAAUGUGCUUGGCAAUUUAAUACCAUGAGCAUAGUGUCACGUCCAAGCGUGACACACGACAAGCGUCAAACAACAACAUCAUUGUCUGUCAUUUUGUAGCUCAUUGUAGGGCUUAUUUUAACUCAUUUUAGCUCCUAGCAGCUCAUAGUAGCUCAUUGUAGAUCAUUGUAGGUCAUUGUAGAUCAUUGUAGGUCAUUCCUUGUUUUAGUAACUUCGUCACGUGACUGGUGCACUUGGCAGGAGUUGACAGCUUAAAUCUGCCUAGCAAACGGCAUUAAUUUAUAUCAGAUCGCUGUAUAAACACGUCUUGGUUUCUGAAAGGUGAUAACAUGAAACCACUAUUGCUCAAACUGAUUUCUUACUGUAUUUUUCCAAGUUUUUAACAUCCGGCCCGCUGCGUCUGGAAAGCUCAAAUUUCAGAAAAGUACCACUUGUAUUUUUUGGCCUCAAAAAUUUUCUUUUAAGUUGCCCGUAGUUUUGAAAACAGAUUUUGAAAGAAGAGAUAAUGCUCUUUAACAUGGUAUAAGACUCGUUACUGAAAUCGAGGUACCAGUCGACGCUUUAGGGCUUUGAAAUUUGCCAUUUUUUUAUUGAACGAAAACGUUCAAAAUAUUGAAAAUAAUGAAAAAUCUCCAAAAUAUUACACUUUCGUUCAAACUGAGUAAAUCACCACUUAGAAUGUGUGCAAUUAAGUACUCUUCUGAAUAACUUAUUUGUUGUCCACAUUACAAUGGAUUUGAAUUUUAAACGAUUUUUUUGUGACACAUGGUCUCGGGCCUGGAAAACCCGGUCCGAGAGCCGCGAAACCAAUAACCCCCCCCGUACUUGGAAAAUAAUUAUCGGAUCGAAGUAAAAAUUACAUUUAUGUUAAUAGCUUACCUAGUGCUACUUUGUGAAUUUUUUUGAGAAUUUUCGAUUUUUCACUUUUGUAGACCUCUGGUCGAUAUUUACUGACAUCCGCUCUUAAAUAGGUGUUGCAUAUAGACAUGAUGGGAGUCUCUUUGUGCAAAUUAAUCAUCAGUAACAGCAGUACUAUUUUCUUUUUGUAGUGGUGCCAAGUCCACCCCAGAAUGUUAAAGUUAUUGCUAAGACCUCACGAGUUGUGAACGUCUCCUGGACACCUGGCUUCAAUGGCCACAGUGAUAUUCUUAACUACACUGUAGAGAUCAGUACAGAUAAUCAGACAUUUGCACAAGCUACAUGUCCAGGGCUAUCAAGUAGUGGUUGUGUGGUAUCAAGCUCCUCCACAAAUGCUUCUCUUGUAGAGCUACAUCCAGGAACGGCAUAUUACAUUAGGGUGUUUGCUACUAACAAAGUUGGUUCCAGUGCUGCUAGCUCAGUAAUCACCACAACCACAGAUGAAGAAGGUAUACCUUGUUACAUAAAAUUGUUGCUACUUCUCUAGCCUGAAGAAAAAAAAAAAGAAAAAACACCCAGCAUUCUGGUUUCCCCCCAAAAUGACUGCAGAAAUUCUAUACUGAUGACAGGUCUUGACUACCCAGAUCCGGGUAAUACUUCUGAUUGGCUGUGUCCUGAGGAAAUUUGCUUCAGCCAAUCACUGAAGCACUACCCAGAUCUGGAUAGUGGCACGUCAUUAGUAUGGAGUUUCUGUGCUUGUUCCUCAGACAGCUAGCAUUCUACUGCGAAAACAGUAAUAGGUGUCGCAAAAUGUUGACUUUUUUCCAGGUUACUAUUUAUGAGGUUUCUCUAACUAAUUUAAGUUUUAAUUCUUAUUUUACAACGUACAUGUAAAUUUGUUGCCUUUUUGUCUUAAAUAUAAAGUACAUUUUACUUUAGGGAACACACAUAGAGGGGUGAGGACAAAACAUAGACCAGGGGUCCAUGGACCCCCACUUUGGACCAGGUCCAUGGACGACUUUCAUGGACCGGGUCCAUGGACCCCCUGUCAUGGACCAGGUCCACGGACAGUUUUUUUUAAUAAUGAGAAAUGAAGAAAAACAGAAAUAGUGCAAAAAUAAGGUUAAAAAACAACAGCAACAACAAAAAAUGCUCGAUUGAUCAGUAAUGUUUAAUUGUGUUUACAUAGUGUAAACAAGGGGGGAGUGGUCGGUACCUCAUGGCAAAAUGUUGCCUGUUCCAAUGAAUUGUUUUCUCUGAUGGAUAGAUUAUGCUUCAGAGGAAAACCUUUUGACUGAGCAAAUGUGAAUUUUUGCUGCUUAUUUCAUACUGAGAGGUCAUGACACACAUAUUGAUUUUCUACCUCUUUUAAAAUGUAAAGCUGUUCACUGCAGCUGAUUAAAAGGUUCCUUAGCUCUUUUAGCAGGACGAUUAUAAUUUCUCACGGAUAGUGAUUUACAGAUCCAGAUCUCAAAGAAGAAGAAGUGGCAUGGAUUGUAGCUUAAACUGAAGCUACAUCAACUAUGGAGAAUUGCGAUGUGACACAGCCAUGAUUGCUCUAAAAGUAAUGAAUUUUUAACUCCAGCUUGUUUUUCUAAGGGUGAUGCAAGUCUUUGUACUGGAGUGCGUAAUUCCUCUCUUGGUGAUAACUUUUGAAUUAGCUUAAUUUAACAGUCUUGCGACUGCACAUGUGCAAGCAGAGUGUACGUCAUGUAAGCGCAACUAAAUAUUUGUGAUCAAUUGUGAGCAUUGGUUGACAGUGUCUCGUCAAAUCUUUUUUCGGCGCUAUUUCUGUUUUCCAUGGACCUGGUGCAAAACCUUCUUAUAAGAAUAAAAAAAAACUGUCCAUGGACCUGGUCCUUGACAGGGGGUCCAUGGACCCGGUCCAUGAAAGUGGUCCAUGGAUCUGGUCCAAAGAGGGGUCCAUGGACCCCUGGUCCGUGUUUUGUCCUCACCCCACAUAGAGUGCCUCCCAUUGAACAAAAAUUCCGGUUUGAAAUUUUGGAAAUUCCACAUUCCCAAUGGAACGGUACACUUAGGUUGCACUGACCCGAGCCACUGUGCAUUUGGUUAUUGUUCUUGUUAGCAGGAUACAAAAGAAUGGUACUGGGAACAACAAUUUUUUCAAAUGGAAAGGGACAAGUUGUUCCUAACAACCGAAAUGACUGCGGACCGGUCAAAGAAGACCAUCUUCAAAGGUGGUCCUGAAUAUUCCAGUUAGACUGCACCAAAAUGGUCUGUUCUAUUUGAUUUCUAACCCAAGUUUCUUGAAUUUUGGGCACCUAGAUGGAAAUUGAGCACCCGUAGAUUAUGUUAUGGUCACCACAUACCUGAGAAUGUUAUACUAGAGACAAAGCCUGUUCAGCUAAUGUUUCAUUGUGAUACAGUGCACAAUGUACAGUCUCUGGAAGUUGAUCAAUCUGUCCUGUAAUUGUGUUCAACUUUCAAGGGAAUUGUGCCAAACAGGAGCUAAUUUUAGUUGGACAUUGUCUGAUGGAUGUCCAGCUGCUAUUUGCAGCUUUAACUUACACUACAGGUAAAGCUCUUGUAAUAUAGAUAUUCUUCACAAUUCCCUGUUUUAACUCUCUAUUUGAAAAACAAUUCCGGCAGCCAGGUCCAGUUAAUUUUAUCAUUGACAGUUUUUCUGAUUCAUAACAGGGGCUUUAAUAGUGUUUUCUAUUUCAGCGAAUUUGCCAUGAUUUUUUUGUGAAGUUGUUGUGUUGAUGUGUUUGUUGUUGUAGUACCAAAUGCUCCCCCAGAUAAUGUCACUGGAAACAAUCUAACCUCUACCAGCAUUUUUGUACAGUGGGAUGAAGUUCCAGCAAACAAUCAAAAUGGCAUUAUAGUGAACUAUACAGUCACCUACACGGAGUUGCCUAAUGGUAGUCUAACAAAUGAGCUGGUAGUGAUUGCUCCAAAAAGAGAUGCUACUUUGACAGGAUUAAAAGAAUUUACCAAUUACAGUAUCACAGUGUUUGCAUCCACUGCUAAAGGAGGUGGCAGCAGAAGUGAUCCCUUUGUUGUCAUUACAGACGAAGAUAGUAAGUGCAACAGUGGUCUUCAUUAAUGUGUACUGUAGCCAUUUUAGUUCUUUUUUUUACAUUAUGUAUCGGUAUUUAAAGUUCUUUUUUUAUUACGAGGUGGGAAACACUUUAUCUUGAGGUGGAUAACUCUAGUCCACUUGAAUUGUACAUCGCAGGGUUCUCCUUAAGUGUCAGCAAUUUGCUAAAAAACUGACCACUUCUAGUUUUGAGCCUCCUACUCUAUGGGAACAGUGAGAGAGCAAGAGCCUCAAAAUGCCUUCAGCAAUCGACUGCCAAGCCGCAAACUUUAACAUCCUACAUGUAGCUGUCUAGUUCAAAAGUUAAUGAGAACCCUGACAAUUACUAGGCAAAACUGUCUGUCCCAUUGUUCUCUCUCUCCAUGAUAAUCCUAUGUCUGUUUCAGUUAUAUUUUUAAUGACACAAAUAGAGAAUAUUACACGGUGGCGAGAAGAUAUGAAUUUUAUGUUCGAGUGGCAAGAACAAUAUCUCACCAGUGAGCGCAGUGAACGAGUGAGAUAUUGCUCUUGCCACGAGAACAUAAAAUUCAUAUCUUUGAGCUAACGUGUAAUAUUCUUUCUAUUACAUAAACAUACUGAUGACGGCGUUUUUGAUGAUUUUCCGAAGAUUUCCGACCACCUUCCGAAGAUUUCCAAAGAUUUUUCAAAUUGUCCCGAAGACCAGACGAACUUUCCUGAAUAUUUUCCGAGAAUUUCCGAAAAUUUCCGAUGUCCGAAGAUUUCUGAAGGUUGCCGAGCACUUUCGAGGAAGACCCGAAGAUGUUUCGAUGAUACACCAACGAAUUUAAGUACAAUUUAAGAGACAAACCUGAUGUCAGUGAAAUUAUCGAUAUCUUCGCAUGUGAGAAUAUCAUAUCUUCACAUGUGAGGAUAUCGUAUCGUUUUUAUCAAUUUGUUACCACUCGGUAUACCACUGACUUUUAUGUAAUAAAAAUAUUUUCACAAUAUCAAUCUUUCUAUACUUCGCUACAGUCGAACAUUCCAUAAUUAACCCCCCAAAAUGCAAAGACUUACUGGUCGCUUACGGGAGGUGGUCGCUUACAAGAACCAAACCACAGGUCUUUGACUGGGAAAGUUUUGGUGUUUUGGAGAGGUGGUCGCUUAUGGGAUGUGGUCGGACAUGGAGGUUCAACUGUACAUGUAGUUAAUAUUUUCAAUACUGCCCUCUAUCAGUGCACUAUGUAUUAGCCAAAUAAACUAAUUAGAAGAAAGAUGUCCUCUAUAAUACUAUACUUGCAAAGUACUUAGACAAUUACUUGGUACACAAGAAACCUCAUCUUUCAAUCCCCACUUAUUCAUUGCUAAGGCUUUAAUAUUAAUUCUGUGAUGCCAGGUUAGUAUUGCUCAUUCUAUAAUAAGCUGACAAUUGCCAACUUUAGACCUCUCCCUAGAUGUUCAAAAGGUAAUAAUUGUUAACACUAUUCAUGGGAUAAAUCUCUAUCCACUGAAUGGUGCAAUUUGUUUCCCUAGUACUUAUCCACUGAAUAGUGAUCUGUUUGGAGUAUAGCGCUAUUCAGCUUUCGAACAACCAAGGCCUAAACGCUUCUUCGACUCAGUUUUUUUCCCACAGGGUUGAAAUGUCCUGGCUUAGUUAAAUAUGUUACAUAACAAUCAGUAAUAAUCAGGGAAAGGCUCUCUCUCCUUUGGCAACUUGCGACGAUAUUAUAAGACUUUAACAAAACGCACGUCUUUGUUGCCUGGUUGGGUCGCUUCGCAACCUUAUUAAAGCUCUGUUUGCUUGAUUUAGUGUCACUAACAAAUUUUUACCCUGUGGUACUGGGCCCAGUUGUUCAAAAGGUAAAUAGCGCUAUCCAUCGGAUAAAUCACUCUCCAGCGUAUGUCAUUAGGAAAACCGAUUGCACUAUCCACUGGAUAGAGAUUUAUAUCCACUGGAUAGCGUUAUCUAACUUUUGAUCAAUAAAAAAGAAGUCGACUUGGUGCAAGUCUAUGCCCUCUUUUCAAUGCGAAAUCUGGAUGGAUGCCAGGUUUUUGUCCCAAGAUCUUUUAAUCAAAGACGGUUCAGCGGUUGUCUCAGUGAUGCAAAUAAUUAUUUUAUUAUUUUUUAAAAACCUUUUCAGGGCCAAGCGCUCCUCCAGUCAACGUCUCGGCACGCAGCCUGAGUUCUACCAGCAUUUUGGUACAAUGGGGCGAAGUGCCGGAUACUGAUAAAAACGGAAUUAUACUGAGUUACACUGUUAAUUACAAAGCAACUCCUGAGGGUAUUCCACAACAAAACCAGGUUGUGAAUGCUUCAACGAGGGAAGUAACGCUGACAGGACUCAAAAAGAAUACAGAAUAUAAAAUUGAGGUUUUCGCUAAUACUUCAAAAGGAGGUGGAAAGAAGAGCGAACCUCCAACCACGGUGCAAACGGAUGAAGACAGUAAGUAUACCAUUGCAGAGGUUACUGUCAGGUUACUGCUGCAGCUUCACAGACGCUCUUUGCAGGUUUGCAAUAUUGCCCAAAUUUAUACUGUUAUGGAGCGAAGAAGAGUUCAUCUAUUGAUGGCGUUGAAUAAUGCAGUCUUUCAACUGAUUCACGGUCGUUUCGUCAACUUCGACCUACGUGUUAGGUCGGUUCUCUUAUUUCUUUCGUCUGAUCUGUGGCUAAAAGAACGAGGCAUAUGCUUGUGAAACUUUCGUUUCGUUUCUUAGCGAAACGACCGGUCACUUUUCAGUUGCAGUAUGAUAUCCGAUUUACCGCAAGAAACCUAUAAAACAAGACCAUGCUUAAAUAGAUGGCAAUAUGACACAAGACUGGUUAACUGUUGCUAGCCCACAGAUUCAGGUAAAAACGUGGAGCGCUUUAGUCAACAUACAGUACCGCUCAAAAGUAAGUUACCAGUUGCGUGUUUAGGCCAUCGCGCGAUUCGCGUCUUGCGAGAGGAUGGUAACUUACUUUUGAGUAGUAGUUCUUAUUUCUUUAGCCCAAAGUUUUUCUUUGAUGAUUCUGAGUGAUCAGAAUGUCUCCUACCCCUGGGAAACAGCUAGGGUAACAGGAAGAGCGAUAAUGCCAUAUCGUAUUUCAGUAGGACUAGAAGUUCUCAUUGAGGGAAGUGCUGCCGUUAGUUGCGAUGCGAAUAAUAGGACAAAGAGAGUAUGUAGAACAGUUGAACAUAUGAAUUUUUGAUAUGAACGCUUAUAACUUAGACUUGUUGGAAUUAUGAAACACUCACAGCGAAAUAUAAAAAAUGAACCGAUCACAGUGACAAGUAUGCUUACGUUCAGAUAACACGCUAAAGUCUCAAUAUGAUUUUGUACUUCAUUUAAUAAUUUUAAUAAGUCACUAAAUUCUAAAACAACAGCAGUGCUGAUAGGCUGUUUCCUCAUCGGACAAUCAUCGUACACAUGACGAGAAGAGUUUCGAACAAAUCACGUAAAGGCCAAAACUUGUUUAUUCUCAGGUCAGGUAGAUGUACAGCACAUGCCGUUCAGUUAUGCAACUUACAAUCCUGAUUCCCGAGAUAACAAUCUGUGUGACAAAAGAAUACGCCCUAUAACUAGUAAUAGUUGAAACUAAGGCUGCCCCCGCUCUGCAUAUAGUAUUCUUGCUCCUUGGGUAGCUCUUUGAAAUAUACCGAUUCAUAAUGAAGAUGUUCACACAUAUUCCAUACAAUAGGUGAGAUAAAUACAGGAAAUAAACGCAAGGUUCCAUGCACAGUUUCGGUUCGAUUUACACAGCUUUGAUCAAAACAUAAUCAUUCUCAGUUUCAAGAAUAGUUUAUUCUAAACCAUAAGAAAAGAUUUAAUUAGAAGUUUAAUUUUUCGCUAUUUCUAUUUCACUUUUUACAUUUAGUUCAUUUCAUUUGCCGGAAAGUAAGCCUUAGAAAUUAAAAGGACGUUUGAUCAAUUCACGCUCGCGCAUUCUAGUCUUAUUUUAAACUUUAUGGCGGAAGGACAUCUGUGAGCAGGGAAUAAGUCAGCACAGAAUUUGAUGGUCGGCGAAUUUCUGUAAUUGUCUAUUGUUCUGCUAGUGAUAAGCUAGCCGUUGAUCAAUCACUCGUCUUGCUUGUUUUGGGCCGAGUCUUAAUCCGGUCAAAGAGAGAGAAAGAGUGUCUGGCAAGGUUCAGCUGAAGGUUUCCAAUCAAAGAUUUGUGAACUCGUGUCUGGUAAACUCACUUAGUGUUAAAAUAUACACAGUCUGCGCACCUUAUAACUUCAUCUGCGCUUAACGAGUGUCUUUUGGUCCAUAACUUUCAUAACAACUGCUCCACAGAAUGUCACUGAUAACACGUAACGCAAAAGAGUAUCGAAGUGUGACUGCACAAUUAAUGUCACAAAAUCUACCUAGUGAAAGCUGUUCCUUCGGGAUUUUUUGUGUUUGACGUCAUCCUAACCAUUUCGUACUAGCGGGCGCAAACAAUAGAAACGUCAUCAUUACCUACCGAUUCCUCGUGGCCCCUGUUCAAGCAAAUCGAGAUUUUUUUUUUGACUGUAUGACUGUAUAUUUCAACUGUAAGUAAUUUCCUUAAUAUGCGCGCGAGUUACUAGAGUGCCUCCUCGGGAUUUCGCCUUCUGGGCGAAAUCCCUGCGGGGGCAACUAAUCUUGAAACCUAGAAUAAUAAUAAUAAAAAAAACAACGAAAAAAAUGUUCAGUACGAUAGUUCUUGAACUGUUCUUACCGUUUAGGUCGCUUAAAAAGACAGCAAACAUCCGAUGGACUACGAUUUCUGUACAAGAGAAAACCAGGCGCGGCAGCUAAGCACUUGCUUUAACAAACCGCUGACUGCACAGUGCUGAAGUCACAGAUUGAUUGAACCAUGAACCAAAAAUCUCAAAUCGCUCAAGAAUAUGGUCUGCUGCCGGCUGAUGCUCGGCAGCCAAAAAAAAAUUUAAAAAACGGCAAAAUAAGGUAUUCACUGUAUUGUAGAACCAAAAUGAGAUCCAAGGAAUGCACACGAAACAUCUUUAGAAGCAACAAAAUAACUUUCCUAACUCUUUGAACAGCACGAUUAUAAGUAAACUUAUUACCUCUUAAUUUGUUUAUCAGAGCCAGAUGGUGCACCACAAAAUGGGGGUGGACAAAACACCAGUUCAACCAGUAUUUCAGUAAGGUGGGAUGAAGUGCAAGCUGAGUUACAGAAUGGUGCCAUUACUGGUUACAAUAUAACGUACCAGUCACUGACAGAGAAUGACAGUGGAUUUGUAACUGCUGGUCCUAAUGAUCGUCAGGCCAACCUCACAGGACUGAAGGAGUUUGUUGAGUACAAUAUUUCAGUGGUUGCUUUCACAGUGAAAGGAGAUGGACCUCCCUUUGUUUUUAUUGUUAGAACAGACCAAGAUAGUAAGUCUUACAACACUUUAUUAUUAUUAUUAUUAUUGAUAUGGCAAUCAGUGUCAGCGUUUGUUUAUUUGUUUGUUUGUUUUUCGGGUUAGUAUAGCGACGCUCAGGCUGAUGUCAUCAUCCCAUCUAUCGAUGGAGAUGGAUCGCCUUCUAUUAUUAUUAUUAGAACUGACGAAGAUAGUAAGUGACGAAUCUUAGUGUAAAUCAAAUAAUGCAUUAACAUUUGAAUUCAGUAGCACGUAGACAAAGUGGCAAUGGUUUUUUGGGCCUGUACAGCUUUCAUAUUCAAACUUAAUUUACAAUUUUGGAACCGGUGGUAGAUAGUCGGCUACAGUCGGAAAAAAAAAAAAACAGCAACAACAACAGAUAGAAAAGUUUCGUUAAUAUUCAGAUAUUACUCAGGAGCAGAGACUUAUCAGUAAGUUUACAAUGAUUUUGGAUUCUGAUGCCAGCCAAAAGGGAAAAAAUUGAAGGUGGACAUCCUUUGAAAAUGGCCAACGUUGCUGCGUGAUGAUUUUUUUUGUAACCAGUUAGAGUGGUCUGGAACACGGUAACUGAUAUGGCCAUCAAUAAUUCCGUUGUCCCUAAUAAUUCCACUGUCAGUGUGUACGUCAUGGACUUAUAUUUUAUUGGUACAAAGACCAAUACAUAAAACGUAAUUUCAUAGCAACAAAUCGAUUUUUUCUAUUUGGACUAUAACUUAAGCUCAGUCAAGAAAAUGAACAAGCAGAAAAGCAAAAAUAACUAACAGAGCUCGUUGUUGUAGUUUUAUGUUCACCUAGUAUUUGAAACGUAAACGUCGUUCACCGUAGCUGUUUAAACUAGAUCGUAACUUUCGCUUGCAAAUUUGUACUGAACGUAACGUUUAUCCACACGGAGUGACUGAUUAUCUAGCAGAAUUACUUUUGAAAAAUUAUUGGCCUGUACUUUUAUUUUUUCACCGGCAAAAUACAUUUAGCAGUGAGCAGAUUCCCAGUGUCCGUAAAGCGAGGUUUAAUUCAGUUGUAUCAUAUGACAUGUAUUUACCAUUGUAUGUCUUUUCACUCAGUUAAGUGCCUGAAUAGCCUGAGAAAACAGCCGACAUUUCGCGACGCCACCACUAGUUUCCCCGCGAAAUGUCAUCUGAGGAAGGAGCGCAGAAAUUCCACACUGAUGACGCGUCACUACCCAGAUCUGGUUAGUGCUUCUAAUUGGUCGUGCCGCGUAGGAAAUUUAUUUCAACUAAUCAGAAGCACUACCCAGAUCUGGGUAAUGACGCGUCAUCAGUAUAUGAAGCUAGUUUUUCAGGGGCCUAGAAAACAGGGUACUAGACAUUUGUUACAAAACUUUUGUAUAUUCUUUUUUCUGUAAUAAGAUCAAUCGAACGCACUCUUAUUUCGAAGGUCUAUUUAUGAACAAAAUAACAGCCGCGUAAGCCAUACAAGGAUGCGCUUUUGCUGGGGUAGCAAUUGUAAAAUUCGGUACCUAUUAUGUCCCUCUUUCUUGCUUGUUCUUUACUUCAGUACCAAGAUUAACUUUAUACUUGUUUAUCAGAACCGGAUGGAAAACCACAAAACGUCAGUGGACGUAACACCAGUUCAACCAGCAUUUCAGUAUCGUGGGAAGAAGUACAAGCUGAGUUACAGAAUGGUAUUAUUAGUGGUUACAAUAUAACGUACCAGUCACUGACAGAGAAUGACAAUGGAUUUGUAACAGCUGGUCCUAAUUAUCGUCAGGCCAACCUAACAGAACUGAAGGAGUUUGUUGAGUACAAUAUUUCAGUGGUUGCAUUUACAGUGAAAGGAGUUGGGCCUCCCUUUGUUUUUAUUGUUAGAACAGACCAAGAUAGUAAGUCUUGCAACAUUUUUCUAUUAUUAUUGAUACGGCAAUCAGUGUCAACGUUUGUUUAUUUCUUUGUUUGUUUUUUGGGUUAAUUAGUAUAGCGACGCUCAGGCUGACGUCAUGAUCUCAUCUAUCGGUGUUUAUGUGCUAACCAUAACCUUUUUUGGAAUACGAUCAAUGGAACGCACUCUUACAUGUACUUCAAGGCUCUAUUUCUGAAUAAAAUAGCAGAAGCAUCGGCCAUUAAAGGAUGCGCUUUUGCAGGGAUAGCAAUUGUUCAGUAAAUAAAAUAGACAAAAAAAAUGUAAAAUUGGGCAAUAUUAUAAUGUGCCUCUCGCUUGCUUGUUCUUUACUUUAGUACCAAGAUUAACUUUAAACUUGUUUAUCAGAACCGGAUGGAAAACCACAAAACGUUCGUGGACGUAACACCAGUUCAACCAGUAUUUCAGUAUCGUGGGAAGAAGUGCAAGCUGACCUGCAGAAUGGUAUCAUUGCUGGUUACAAUAUAACGUACCAGUCACUCACAGAGAAUGACAAUGGAUUUGUACCAGCUGGUCCUAAUGAUCGUCAGGCGAACCUCACAGGGUUGAAGGAGUUUGUUGAGUACAGUAUUUCAGUGGUUGCAUUUACAGUGAAAGGAGAUGGACCUCCCUUUGUUUUUAUUGUUAGAACAGACCAAGAUAGUAAGUCUUACAACACUUUUUUUUCUAUUCUUAUUACUAUUGCAAUCAGUGUCAGCGUUUGUUUACUUGUUUGUUUGUUUUUUUCGGGUUAGUAUAGCAACGCUCAGGCUGAUGUCAUGAUCUCAUCUAUCGAUGUUUAUGUGCUAACCCUAACCUUUCUUGGAAUACAAUCAAUCGAACACACUCUUACGUGUAUUUCAAGGCUCUAUUUCUGAAUAAAAUAGCAGCAGCAUCGUCCAUUAAAGGAUCCGCUUUUUGAGGGAUAGCAAUUGUUCAGUAAUUAAAAUAGAAAAGGAAAAAAUGUAAAAUUCGGCAAGUAUUAUAAUGUGCCACUUGCUUGUUUGUUCUUUACUUUAGUACCAAGAUUAACUUUGUACUUGUUUAUCAGAACCGGACGGAAAACCACAAAACGUUAGUCGACGUAACACCAGUUCAACCAGCAUUUCAGUAUCGUGGGAUGAAGUGCAAGCUGAUCUACAGAAUGGUGUUAUUACUGGUUACAAUAUAACGUACCAGUCACUGACAGAGAAUGACAAUGGAUUUGUACCAGCUGGUCCUAAUGAUCGUCAGGCCAACCUCACAGGGCUGAAGGAGUUUGUUGAGUACAAUAUUUCAGUGGCUGCAUUUACAGUGAAAGGAGAUGGACCUCCCUUUGUUUUUAUUGUUAGAACAGACCAAGAUAGUAAGUCUUACGACACUUUAUUAUUAUUAUUAUUAUUAUUAUUAUUAUUAUUAUUAUUAUGUCAAUCAGUGUCAGCGUUUGUUUAUUUGUUUGUUUGUUUUUCGGGUUAGUAUAGCGACGCUCAGGCUGAUGUCAUGAUCUCAUCUAUCGAUGUUUAUGUGCUAACCCUAACCUUUCUUGGAAUACGAUCAAUCGAACGCACUAAUAUAUAGAUUUAGCCAGGGCUAAAAGCGAGGCUCCCAUUAAUAUAUUUAUAAUUUAAAUCAAACAAUAAACUUGUAUUCCACAAUUUUGUUAACUUUAGAGCACAUAGCCCAUUCAUGUGACUUUUGAGGGAAAGGCUAAGUGAUUUUAGAAAAAAAUAAUUUGCAAAAAGCCCAAGAGUGAACAAAAUCUUACAUCGAGUUGAUAACCUCAUAUGUACACCCAAAAAACAGCAAUCAUCUUCACUCACAUUUAAGAGCCAUAAUGGCUCUUGAUCACCGUAAGAUUAAUUAGGCCUGGAAAAAAAAUCAGGUUGAAUUUUUUUGCGUUCGACAAGUUUACUUUACAAAAUCUUGCCAACAAAUCUGGUUGCGUGUAAACCAACCUUUUAUACCAUUUAUACAUCACAUCUGAGGUGAAACAGUACUAUGAGGUACUGUUUUUAUCAUACAGACCUCGGACAGAAUGCGGUAUUUCACAAUUUUGCAACACAAAUUGCACUAAGUCAAUAUUUAGGACGAUCGGAGCACGCGUGGGCCGUUUUAGCUAAACCGUUAAAAAAAUUUCCAAAAUCACAUAUACGGCCAGCCGGUUUUCCCACUUUUGCCGCGGCAUUUUGAGUACUCCUGCUAGCGAUGUUCACUGAACGACUGAAAACAAACGGCACAGCGAUUAAAAUUACAAGAGAGACUUCCAACAAUACUACCAACUACCAACAACCACAAUACUACCAACAAUAAAAGAAAUAUAAUUCGGUGAAACAUAUACAGAGACAACAUUUUUCAUUCACGAAGACAAGUAUUAAAGUGUCUCUAAAAAUCCUGAGUCUUCAAGCUUAAAGCUUAAGUUUAUGUUUUAAGCGGCCGGCUUCCCGGUAUUUACUUUUUUCAAAGAUGAACUCGAGGCAAGAAAAUCGCUCAAAGCUUUCUUUUACAGCCAGAAUUAUAACUAAAUGUUCUUUGGAACGUUUUCUUUCUAUUUGCGGUGAGAAAAUGUCUAAAGAGUUUUUAAAGUUGUGUAAGCUUAUAUCAAACCUGAUUCAUGGUCAGAUCAAAUUGUCUCAAAUCUUACAAACGUGCAUAAACUACAUAGCCACAUAAACUACGCUCGACUUCAUUAAAUUAGAGAUAAAAAACAAACAUCAAACAUCAAACACAAUAAUUACUGAGACUUAACAUUCGAGAUGCAGCUCUUGAAAGGUAUCAAGUAAGGCCAGUAUCGCUUCAGACUUUUCAACCUUUACGCAUCAAGCAAGGUGAAAAACGAAAACGAUGCCAUCCGAAAUCGGAUUUACGACUUUGACAAGUGAUGUAUCAAUUUCUCAACCAAAAACCAGCUAGCCAUGAAUAACAGAAGACUCUUGAUAGCAGCUGAAUUUCAUUUUGUGCAUCCACUGGAAAAAGACAGUUAAAAACAUCACAAGUUGACACAAAACUCUGUCAGCUUCAGCUGUCAAAGUAAACAAGAUUCAAGAUGCUGCAUAAAUUUUCCGCAUGAGCUCACCAGUCAAAUUUUGACCAAUCAGAGCGUAAAAAAUGGACGUAGAGCGUGACCAACAAAAAAUACUUGACCUCUAUGGGUCAACACCCGAGCCUGCGAUACGGCCAAGUGAUACUGGUCAGCGGAUACCCUGUUUUGACAGCUGUCAAUUGAUCACAACAUUGAUGUCCAAUGGAUGUGUGCAUGAUCAGUUUUCCUGUGCUCUCAAACUAGCUAGAAAGAAUGAGAUUAAACACUGAUCGCGAUCUAGUAAAACAACUGGUCAGCGGACAGCUUCCAAACAAAUCACGUCACCUUGAUGAGUUGAUACAUGAGCCCUCGAUAUGGCAAUGUGAUUCUGGUCAGUGGCUAUCCUGUUUUGACAGCUGUCAAUUGACCAUAUUGUGAAUGGCCAAUGUAAAAGAUGUGGAUUUUCCAAGACACGCCUGAGACACCCCUCCCUUCCUUUUGAUAGUCUCCCCUACCCUACCCGUACAAUAUGUAGACGCGUACGUACGUACGCUCGGUCAGUCACGUGACAACCAAACGAAAAGAGGUUGACCAUAUUUUAUGAUUAUGGGGCUCUGUCCCACGCGCGCUUCGCGCGCGAGGGAGCCCCUCUAUGACAUGUAUUUCCAGGCUCUAUUUCUGAAUGAAAGAGCAGCUGCACCGUCCAUUAAAGGAUGCGCUUUUGCAGGGGUAGCAAUUGUUCAGUAACAAAAUAGAAAAAAAAAAUGUAAAAUUCGGCAAAUAUUAUAAUGUGCCUCUUGCUUGCUCGUUCUUUACUUUAGUGCCAAGAUUAACUUUAUACUUGUUUAUCAGAACCUGAUGGAAAACCACAAAACGUUCGUGGACGUAACACCAGUUCAACCAGCAUUUCCGUAUCUUGGGACGAAGUGCAAGCUGAGUUACAGAAUGGUAUUAUUACUGGUUACAAUAUAACGUAUCAGUCACUGACAGAGAAUGACAGUGGAUUUGUAACAUCUGGUCCUAAUUAUCGUCAGGCCAACCUAACAGGGUUGAAGGAGUUUGUUGAGUACAAUAUUUCAGUGGUUGCAUUUACAGUGAAAGGAGAUGGACCUCCCUUUGUUUUUAUUGUUAGAACAGACCAAGAUAGUAAGUCUUACAACACUUUUUGUUAUUAUUAUUAGUACUAUUAUUAUUAUUAUUAUUAUCGUUGAUAUGGCAAUCGAUCAGUGUCAGCUUUUUUUUAUUUGUUUGUUAUUUUUGAGUGUAGCUGAAUGUCGUGGGUCGUGGGUCGUGGGUGUGAGUCGUGGGUGUGGGUGUGGGUAAAUGUCGUGGGUAAAAAAAAGUCUUGCAAAAAGAAAUAAAAAUUAAAAAAUUAAAUAGCAAAUAGUUGUAAAAUUCAUGAAAAGAAAAUCUCCGCGUACAUACCAGUCCUUUCCCCCUUCCCCGCGGUCAGCAAAGCAAAUAACCGAAUCCUGUAGUACAAACGGACACUAAAAAGACAUUUAGGUGAAAAAUAAAAGAAACUCUGUGCACUAUACAAAAACUGGAGACUGAUAUUUCGAAUUGUUACGGUAAAGAGUUUGUACACAAAACAAAACAAAAAGUAAUCGAGAAAAUUGUAUUUUCGUACGGCAAUAAAAUUUACAUACAGUCUAGCCUGAAAGGAGCUGUGUCACGGCAGUCCAGUUCAUUUAGUUUAAUUUUGCUAAUUACUCGCCCUCAAUCGCUAUGGAACUUAAAGCAAGCAAAGAAUUCGAAAUGACAAAUCAGAGAUCUGAGACAAACAAAUUUGUCUCCUGAGCAUUAUUUUUGAAGCUGCAAGCAGCAGGGAUCAACUUUGAAAAACUGUUAGGCUGAACAGUUUUCAAAAACCUUGUUUCAGUCCGUUUCAAUCUUCUUCAGUUUUGACCAUCCGUGGCAUCUGUUGUUUCUGUUAUGUUAUUUUAACCUUCCUUUGAAGUUUUAAGCGGUUAUUUUUGUUUCUCUUAAUCUAUCGGGCAUUUUGUAAUUUCCUAAUUUGGGUGAAUUUCAUGACACAGCUCUUUUAACUUGAAAGGUUGGGAAUGCAGGUGUUUCCUUCAUAAGGUAAGAGACCUAAAACUUCUAUCCAAAAAUAUAAAAUACCUAAAAUUGUCCUUUUCCCUUCCCUUUCUCACGGUUAUCGCAUUCCAUAGUGUUAAAAAAUCUCCACUGAUCAUUGGAAUUGUAGAUCAAAUAAAGAUAAAUAGUGAGCAGCUAUUUCCAUUCAGCGAGUCAGAGCUGUCCCAUACUUUCUGCAAAUUGCAGGUAUAAUAUACGUCUAUUUCGUUCAUUUCGCGGCGAUAGCUUAGGUAUGGAUAAAUCUUCAUCGGCAAAAUGUCUCUUAUACAGUGAUGUUGUGAAAGGGGAGCCAAGUCCCACAGGAAGAGGACGAAGACGCCGUGACGAUCAAUCAAGGAAUUGGAGAUAUUCGUUUCACAAACAUUUUACAACUUUUUUCUAUUUAUUUCUUUUUUUCAAUUACUUUACUUUAACACUUUUUUUCUAUACUUUUUUUCACCCACGACAUUUACCCACACCCACACCCACACCCACGACCCACGCUCUCUACCCACGACCCACGACCCACGACAUUUAGCUAUACUCGUUAUUUUUUGGGGGUUAAUUAGUAUAGCGACGCUUAGGCUCAGAUGUCAUGCUCUGAUCUAUCGAUGUUUAUGUGCUAACCCUACCCUUUUUUGGAAUACGAUCAAUCGAAUGCACUCUUACAUAUAUUUCUGGGCUCUAUUUCUGAAUAAAAGAGCAGCCGCAUCGUCUAUUAAAGGAUGCGCUUUUGCAGGGAUAGCAAUUGUUCAGCAACAAAAUAGAAAAAAAAAACAAUGUAAAAUUAGGCAAAUACUAUAAUGUGCCUCUUGCUUGCUUGUUCUUUACUUUAGUACCAAGAUUAACUUUGUACUUGUUUAUCAGAACCUGAUGGAAAACCACAAAACGUUCGUGGACGUAACACCAGUUCAACCAGCAUUUCCGUAUCUUGGGACGAAGUGCAAGCUGAGUUACAGAAUGGUAUUAUUACUGGUUACAAUAUAACGUAUCAGUCACUGACAGAGAAUGACAGUGGAUUUGUAACAGCUGGUCCUAAUGAUCGUCAGGUCAACCUCACAGGGUUGAAGGAGUUUGUUGAGUACAAUAUUUCAGUGGUUGCAUUUACAGUGAAAGGAGAUGGACCUCCCUUUGUUUUUAUUGUUAGAACAGACCAAGAUAGUAAGUCUUACAACCCUUUUUUUUCUAUUUUUAUUACUAUUGCAAUCAGUGUCAGCGUUUGUUUUGUUUGAUUUUUUUUUUCGGGUUAGUAUAGCAACGCUCAGGCUGAUGUCAUGAUCUCAACUUUGGGUGGGGAGAGAAGAAAUGCUCAGCGACAACUGCGACUCAUUCUUUAUUUCAUUAAAGUUAGAUAAGUUGGUUGUGACAUUAGAAAUCAUCCAUUUCAGUCAAUUGUUUCUACGAAAAAAUUGAUGAGUAUUGUGGUUAUAAAAUGCUGGUGAGAGCUUUUAUGUUAGCAUCUGUCGUGUUCACUUUAACUUCAGGGUACUCAAAAAGAAUAGCAAUUUAUUAUUCUUAAUGUUGUUAGACAUAUUUUGUCACUGCAUUUUACAUUCCCCACCCCUUUCAUUUGUUUGUCACUUUGUUGUAGUGAGCCAUGUUGUAUACCAUACAAGUUGCAAAUAAGGAUGUUACAAGUAUUGGCCUCCAGAUAAGUUUCACCAUGGGUUGAGCACUUAAAUAGGUGUUUUAUAUAGACAUGAUAAGGGUCUCUUUGUGCAAAUUAAUUAUCAGUAACAGCAGUACUAUUUUCUUUUUGUAGUGGUGCCAAGUCCACCCCAGAAUGUUGAAGUUAUUGCUAAGACCUCACGAGUUGUGAACAUCUCCUGGACACCUGGCUUCAAUGGCAACAGUAAUAUUCUUAACUACACUGUAGAGAUCAGUACAGAUAAUCAGACAUUUGCACAAGCUACAUGUGUAGGGCUAUCAAGUAGUGGCUGUGUGGUAUCAAGCUCCUUCACAAAUGCUUCUCUUUUAGAGCUACAUCCAGGAACGAAAUAUUACAUUAGGGUGUUUGCUACUAACAGUGUUGGUUCCAGUGCUGCUAGCUCAGUAAUCACCACAACCACAGAUGAAGAAGGUAUACCUUGUUACAUAAAAUUGUUGCUACUUCUCUAGCCUGAAGAAGAAAAAAAAGAAAAAAAAAACACCCAGCAAUCUGAGAAGCCACCACUGGUUUCCCCCAAAAUGACAACAGAAAUUCUAUACUGAUUACAGGUGUCACUACCCAGAUCUGGGUAGUACUUGUGAUUAGCUGUGUCCUGAGGGAAUUUGCUUCAGCCAAUCACUGAAGCACUACCCAGAUCCAUUAGUAUGGAGUUUCUGUGCUUGUUCCUCAGACAGCAUUCUGCAGAGAAAACAGUAUUCUUGAAUUCCCCGCACCCAAAAAACUGACAACCAGAAAUGCGGUGCGGGAUAAGCAGACAAUUCUUAGCCCAUUUAUUGAACUAACCAACUAAUCACAAAACAAAAACAACUGUUUACACUGUUUAGACACCAAAAAAUUAAACAAACUCUAUACGUUCGAUCCGGCCAAAGUAAAUUGAAUAAACAAAACCACUUAUAAUGACUGUCAAUCAUCAGGAAAGCACAACUAAAAUCGUUACGAGGAAAUGGAUUACAGGAUUUCAACCAAAAUAUAAAAAAGAACAAAAUUUAACUGUCCGCUUGUAAAAAUCCACAAUGAAACUUGUUUACUGUACAGCGAAUAUAUACUUGCUAGUUUACAUAUCACACUUUCUUCCCAUAAUCACACGCCGGCACUUAAAACACACUGCCGACAAAUGCACUUGUGCUUGGGAAUUCAAGAAACCAUUUAUCUUUUGUUUCAUUACGCUUCGCUACAUUCAGGCAAAGAUAAAUGAACAAUUCUUGAAUUCCCCGCACCCAAAAAACUGACAACCAGAAAUGCGGUGCGGGAUAAGCAGACAAUUCACAAUCAGUGGCAAAAGCAUAUAAGGAUACAAUAUAAGGCAAUGUUCAUUAAGCAAACAUAUUUACAGUAUAAUAGAUAGCUAAUCGCUUGGAUACCAUAAAGGUACUGUCCAAAAAUUGUUAAGCAUAUCCACCUGCGGCAAGGAUUCUGUGUCAUCAAGCAACGUUAAGCCAUCAGAAUUAAUUGGGCAAAUGUAAAUCUCUCCAUACUGCAACAAACAACACAACUCGCGCAAUGUUUAUCAAGCAAAUCACAUACUGAAAAUUAAAGAGCCAAAUUUCUAGAUACCACAAGGGUAUUUUCCAAAGAUUCAUCGACAUAACCAUCUGCGGCUCGGAUACUGCGCCAACCACCAUGUCUACGCCAUACUCUCCCAGAAACUCCGCUGCGUGCUGCUUGGGAAGCACCACCUGAACGAAGGCUAUGUAAACCAAAUUCGUUCGAGUCUAAACCAAGUUCGGAAAUCAUUUGACGAAACUGUUCCCGUGCCCGAGAAUAUGACAGAGCAGCUUGUUGCAGCUUGCACCCGGCACCCAAUUUCUGGCAGAGACAAAAUAAAGACUGAGAUGGUUGAUGCUCUCCGCGCUCAAGGAAUAACUCUAACAGUUUCACUGGACAAGAGCUGGAAGGUAAACGAGCAACUUUAACCACAGAUCCCUGACGGAAUUGAUCGUUCUUACGCCUGUCUAGGAAAAUAGACAUGUGGGUGGCGCAAAACCUUAAGUCACAGGCACGUAAGUCACGCAGCUCUGACCAACGUAGGAAAGCACAAAAACCAAGCGCAACCAGCGACACCAUUUGUAGGUUCGGUAGAGAAGCACGAGGGUGACCAUAGGAACGAAUCAGCGCCCUGACGUGAUGAGAUUCAAUAGGCUGCUUUUUCCUAGAUGGACCAGCCAGGAGGCGUUUAAAGCCAGCCAAGGUCUGAGAAACGAGCGGAUCGUCGACAGGAUUCAGACAUCCAAGUUUCUUAUGUAGCCAUGCAAUGCCAUAAGCUGCUCCAAGGAUUGACGAGCGAGAUAAGCCUCGGUCUGAAAGACUUGUUAAGUAGAGAGCAACUGCGGUUGGGUUAGACUGUAAAGGAGGAAACGAGUAGCACUUGCACCAGUCAAUCCAUCGAUUGGCUGCCCCUGCAUACGAAGACACGGUUGAAGCGGCACAGUCAUUAAGUAUGACAGUCUUUAACAGUUCUACAAGCCUCUGAAUCUCCGCGUUGCUCCGUUGGUAAGGCGACAAGCCUAAAGUGAAAAUCAACAAUGUCCAAAACAUGGCACUUUAAAGACAGGAACAACAUCCAAUUGCUACAGAACACUAAACGCGCAAGAUACACAUCGUCUGCAACGAGAACUGCCCACAUGGCAAGUUAACACAGCACCAGUACACACUCCAGCACAAGGAGGCUUGGCCCACUCGGCGUCAACUGGUAAGCAAAUCCACACAAAGGAUAGAGGAGUCCACUUGACUCUAAAAAACGAACACACUACUGUGUCGGCAGUGCCCUCUCGGCUUGCUUCAGCUGCACAACUCGUGCGCACUAGUACAGUUCCAAGUCCACUGACUUGCAAAGAGCAAAGGCCCACACCUAGGCCAAAGAGGCUCAGAUAGAACAAAAACAAAUAAUUAGGAUGAACAACUCGUUCAAGGUACUCAUCUAAUACCCGAAAAACGUUCUACAGCAAAACUAAGGAAACACAAUUCUCAAAGCAAAUACCCUACACGAGGGAAUACCAUGCCCGAAAAGAUCCGCGGCUGCGGAACCAGGGAGAAAAGUAGAUUCAUAUAAAGGAAUCUCCCGCCAGUCAAGAACAAAAGGGUGGAAAACCCCGGGGCUUCGAGACACCAACGGCCACCAAUGAGCAGAUUGCCAAAAGGGGAUAAUGAGAGUGCCCUGCUCUCUACCCAGUUUCAUGUGAUUGAUAACCCUGGGAAUAAGGAACACUGGGGGGACCAACCAAUUGUUUUCCCCUCCCCAGCUGACGGUAAAAGCAUCAACAGUUUCGGUCCCAGGACACCACCAUCGAGAACAAAACCUGGGCAACUGGAAAGAAUUAUGACUCGCAAAACGAUCUACAGUGUGGGGUCCCCACAGAAUAUCCAACUGGCGAAAAUGGACAGGGUUGAGCAUCCAAUCAUCGGUGUCGACAACUUUCGACCAAUAAUCAGCCUUGAAAUUAAAAUGGCGAGGUAUCCACUCCACAGAAAAGCGAAUACCGGCUUCAUGGCACAAAUUGUAAAUGGCAACCGCUUCUUUUUGCAAAUGAGGCUUACUACUGCCGACGGACAAAAUACUGCAGACGCUCUGAUUGUCAGAUCUAUGCUUGCACUCCUUACCCGCCAAAAGACCGGAAAACGACUGAAGAACAAAUCUAAUUGCACGAAUCUCGCGGAAAGAAGAGCUGCAUAGGGCCUCGGAACCCAACCAGUUCCCUCUAGCGAUGUGCGUACCAAAUUGAACAAUAAAUCCUGCCCAACCCACAUUGCUGGCAUCCGAAUAAGACAAAAGCUCUAUCUUCGGGGAGGGCCUCCAGAUUGGUUUGCCGCACAAACGAAAGAAAUUAUCUCUCCAAAAAUUAAGUUCCUCUACAGCUUCACGCGUUAAAGCCACCUUGCAGCUAAGGCUAUGAACGCUAUUAAGGACUGCGUACAAGGCUCGGGUGCGAAACGCACAAUUGGACCUAAAGCGAGCUCCAUGGAAAUAAGGGUACCCGUAAUACGAGACACAUCCCUAGCCGUGGGUGAAACAUCGUCAAGAAGCAGUGAAAUCAGAUUAAACAGAUGAUCAAUCUUGCCUGGUGGGACACUAAAUUCUCCUUUGGUAAGGUCCAAAAUAAAGCCUAAGUGCUCCCCUUUUUGGCGCGGUUCAAAAUUGCUCUUCUCCUCAUUCACUAGCAGGCCAAGGCGAUCAAGAUCGCCUCGCACUAGUUGCGCUUCCUGAGAACACGAAUCUUUACUUGAAUCGGUGCCGAUACCGUCGUCCAAAUAGACAGAAAUCCUAAUGCCUUGUGACCGCCAGUGUGAAACAACUGGUCUUAACAAUUUGGUGAAAACGUAAGGAGACGUACUUAAACCAAAAGGAAGCGAACAAAACAAAAAAUAGCGUGGCUUACCAUCGAAAGUAAACGAAAAAGCCAAAUACUUCCAAUGCUCUUGAAAAAUGUCAACAUGAUGGUAGCCAUUACGAAGAUCGAAAGUAAAAAACCAAUCACCUGGCUGAAGAAUUUCCGCCACGACUCGAAGGUCUUCGAAGUUCAAGUUUAUGGUAGCAUAAACUGUUGUUAAUAAACCUGAGAAUGAUGCCCUAUGAAAGCACACUUAGGGCAUACUAGCAACAAUCAUAUCUUGGUUCUUAUGUCACACAACGUGAACAUUUGUAUAAGCUUUUGUACUCAGUAAUGGUAGAUACUAGUUCAAAGUACAAGAAAGAACAAUGAACACUAAGUAGUUGUUUGAUUACAAUGUAUCCUUCUUCUUUGGCAAAGUCCACUGUAAUGUAGCAUGAUAUAUUCCUAGACUCCACAAAGGUUCCAUUCAUAUUAUCACAUGCUUAUCAUGCACGUGUGCUCCUCUUUUUGCCGCACACUGUCCUUUCCCAGUCAGUUCGUUUAGAGCUUCGGUUCAUUCACAACAGCGUGUUUUCGCCCGGUCUACUUCCUCACAAAUCGCUUCGCUUAAAUCGACUUGCAUAACUUAGUGCAUCAUGCCAAGGCAAAGGAGGAACGUCAACCGUCGAAAUGCCGUAUUGGAUGGCGCCAGCGUACCAGCAGAACCAACAGACUACAGCGCCAUGUCCACCGAAGCUCUUCGCCUCAUGCUGGGAGAACGUCACCUCCAGCAAACCGGGAAUCGCCGCGAACUUAUCUCGCGUCUACAACAUAACAAGCAACAAAGACCGCCCGCAUCACAAUCAGCAGGCGCCCAGUCCAACUCCAGUAUCGCCACCGGCGUUCCACACGCGGAAUUGGCUGCCUUAAUCGCCUCCAUAGUGGACGAGCGGAUGAACCGCCAACUAAUCCAAGAUGGCGGUGCCAGCAGUGCUCAACUCACUCGGCCCAGUCCUCCGAGCAACCUUCAGGACAGCCUCAGGUCCAGUCCUCCUCCACCGCCACAAGAUGGCGGCCAAAACACGACACAACAACAACCUUCCUUUCAAAAUCCUCCGACAGGUAAUCUCCUCCCAAGCACCGCCGUUUCUUCUGGUCUCGCCGCUUCUUCUGGUCUUGGUUCCCUCUCUUCUCCAGUCGACUUUUCCGAUCCAGCCCAAGUAGCGUCGCUUCACCCGAACUUCCGACAGCCUUCUCGCCAGCCAUCUCACUAAAGCCACCUCGACGGCCAUCACCAACGGUGAGUACGUGGACUUUGCUACCCUUUUACCAAUGACCUCCCUUCUCACUGACUCCAUCCAUUCCCAUCUUAACCUUAAGGUAGGCGAUCAGGGUCUAACUAUUCCCCUUCCCUCCUCCUCUAAACGCCCCAAAAUCACCUCCAUCGAUCGAUGGCUCGAUGCCUUUGCCAUAUAUUUCGCCGUUAUAGUGUCGGUAUAUCCCUCUCGUGCCGCGGAUUUAAUAGCCUAUCAACAGUUGAUUCGGGAUGCGGCACGAAAGUUCCCUGGGAUGGCUUGGUAUGUCUAUGAUGUGGAAUUUCGAAGGCGUGCCUCCCAUAACCUUUCUGCCAAGUGGGGGGAACGGGACGUCCAGCUGUACCUCGAUACCUUCACAGGCCUCCCCAAAUCAGGAUGCCGAUCUUGCGGCAGCACUGAUCAUCUUUCUGAUACCUGCCCUUUAUCUCCCCGUAGGUCCCGGGAUGCCCUUACCCAAUCCGACCUGUGCUACAACUUUAACAAGGGCCGACCCUGUGCUCGCACCCCAUGCCCUUACCAACACAGGUGUAACCAGCCGGGAUGCUCAGCAGCUCACUCUGGGGAAGAUCACACCAAACUCACCCGCCACAGAGAGGACAGACCUAAAUCGUCUUCAAGCUCUGGCAAUUCCUCCCGAGGACACUCCUAAUUACCUCUCCCAACUGACCCCUCCCACCCCCAUUGACAUCAACAAAUUUGCAUUCUACCUUCAGGGCCAUCCAGAUCACACAACAGUUAAUCAUCUUCUCACAGGGUUUUCUCAGGGCUUUAAGAUCGGCUAUUUAGGUCCAAGGGCCCCCAAGGAAUAUUCUAACCUUCCCUGUGCAAAUAUCAACCCAUCUAUUAUUGACAAAAACAUGCUAAAAGAGGUUACCGUGGGCCACACAGCAGGGCCUUUUCACAUCCCUCCCUUCUCCAACCUGCAGGUAUACCCCAUUGGGGUCAUUCCCAAGAAACACUCUUCGGAAUGGCGUACCAUUUUCCAUCUCUCCUACCCCAAACACCGCCCCACCAGUGUCAAUGCCCACAUUCCUCCCGAAUCCUAUUCUUUGCAAUACAUAAAGGUGGACCACGCAAUUGCCAUUCUUCAGGAUCUCGGUCCAGGCUGCUUCAUGUCCAAACUAGACAUAAAAUCAGCAUUUCGCAAUGUUCCCGUCCACCCCUCUGAUUGGGAACUUCUGGGUAUGAAAUGGGAAGGGCUCUAUUUCUUCGAUAUGGUCCUCCCCUUCGGUCUCAGGUCGGCCCCCUUCCUUUUGAUGAAUUCUCUUCUGCAGUGGAAUGGAUCAUUCAAACUAAACUUAAUAUCCCAAAGGUUAUCCAUAUACUAGAUGAUUUCUUUUUUUGCUACCUCCCUCCCAGAUCAAAAAUGCAUGACUGCUCUAUGCCAAAUUUUGCACCUUUUACAGAUCUAAAUAUCCCCAUAGCUCCUGGGAAAACCUUCCCUGCAUGCACAUGCCUUGAAUUUAUGGGUAUCCAACUAGAUUCCAAGAAAAUGGAAGCCCGUCUCCCGGUGGAUAAACUCACCCGCAUUCAGGAAGCCCUUGGUCAGUGGACUACUAGGAAAUCUGCUACCCUACAGGAGCUACAGUCUCUGAUUGGCACCCUUCAAUUUGCUUGUAAGGUUAUUGCCCCUGGCCGCCCCUUCUUGCAACGCAUUAUCCACCUUACAAAGGGUAUCAAGUUCCCCCAUUGGCAUAUUCGCCUUAAUUCCGGUUUCCGUAAGGACAUUUCUAUGUGGCAGCAUUUUCUCCAAAAUUGGAAUGGGGUGUCUCUCUUUUUAGAUACCCAGGCCACCUCUCCGCCGGAGCUUCAGCUAUACACUGAUGCUUCUGGUUCCCUUGGGUAUGGGGGUUUCUUAGCAGGGGAAUGGUUCCAGGGCCACUGGCUGCCCCACCACACCCUCAGCCAAAAAAGGGGUAUUAGUAUUGAAUGGCAGGAGCUAUUUCCCAUAUACUUGGCCUGUAUUUUAUGGGGGCCCCGCUGGUCCGGCAAAAGAAUCCGCAUGUGGUGUGACAACAAGUCAGUGGUGGCUAGCAUUAACUCUAAACACUCCAAGUCCCCCCGGGUAAUGGACCUUAUUCGAGCAAUCACACUUCAAACGCUCCAAUAUAACUUUGCGUUCACAGCUACUCACAUCCCGGGCUUAGCCAAUUCUAUCGCUGAUUCCCUUUCCCGUUUUCAGAUGGACCGCUUCCGUACCCUGGCUCCCUCAGCCUCUCCCACAGCCUCCACCAUCCCUCCAUCAGCGAUGAACAUCCGAGAGGUUCCGUAUAACGAUACCUUCAUGCUUCCCUUGCCCCUUCCACUCGACGCACCUAUCAAGUUGGCGUUAAGCACUUCCUCACCUUUACACUCAUGCAUGGUUUAGUAGGCCCCUCAAACCCCCUCCUACCAGCCUCAGAGAUAACCCUGAUGUAUUUUGCAUCUCAUUUAGCCAACACAGUCUCCUAUGAAACAGUCAAGCUGUACUUGGUGGCAGUGCAGGACCUUCAUCGGGAGCUUAACUUUCCUCUUAAGCUCAAUGACAUGCAUAGGUUACAAAAGGUCCUGACAGGCAUUAAGCGCCUCACUCCUACCAAGCGGCUUGACCGUUUUCCCAUUACCCUCACAGUUCUCCAUUCCAUUCACUCCUACCUUAAGCCCGAACUUUCCUAUAACCUGGACCAUGUUAUGCUUUGGGCGGCCUUCACCCUUGCCUUUUUUGGGUUUUUACGAUCCAGUGAAUUCACUUGCAAUGGCCCCUUCGAUCCCUCUGUCCACCUCACCUCCAAGGACAUCACACUGGUACCCAACUCCCACUCGCCCAGCCACAUGCUAGUCCACAUCAAACAAUCCAAAACUGACCCCUUCAGACAGGGCCACACAAUCACCAUUGCAAAGUCCUCGUCACCUAUCUGUUCGGUGAUGGCCAUGAAAGACUAUCUCCUUCAAGUCCAGCCACCAUCAAGCCACCCUCUGUUCGCUUUCGUCCAACCCAGACAAUGGCUUACACGGAACAAUCUCACAACAGAGCUUAGGUUAAUUCUUCACCAAUGUGGCCUCCCUGCCAACAAUUUCUACUCCCACAGUUUCCGUAUUGGAGCCGCCACCACAGCAGCCAAAGCUGGCCUUCCACCCUGGCUUAUUAAAGUUCUAGGCCGCUGGAGCUCAGACUGUUAUGAACCAUUACAAGCCGCAGGCUCGAUUUUCGGGGGAUUGCGACGUUCAGCGUCGCAAUCUUCGCAUAUUUCUGAAGGGCGAGGCGCCAAGUCUAUUGUUUUGAACCAAGGGUUAUAUUACAUCAAAAGACCCUGAGCCUAUCUUAAAGCUGUCAACAAUUUUCGUUUUAUUGAGCAAUCUUUCAUCUUCGACACUUAAUCCAGUUUAUCUUAAGUGGACACCCAACCUAGUUGCUAUUCACGUGCACUGUCGAAAGCAUAAUAUCAAAUAGACUUCAAAAAUUCUGCAUUGGGGCUUCACGCUUCGUCUUUAAUUUUAGCCGACCCACUCAAUAAACAAUAAAUAAGAACAAUAUUACCGAAAAAUAAUUAGAACUGAGAACUUGAUGAAUAAACAAUGAAAACAAGAACUCAAUUAUCUCUCAGGGAGAUCACCGCCAAAGCGGAUACCCGCGAGGUUUGUUCGGUUUCAACAUGGACGGAAGAAAUUUUUACAACCCUAGUAUAAAUCUGGCCUAAUUGUCACUUGAUCGAAGAGAGAUAUUUACGCAAAAAAAAACUAUCACAGUUCACAAAUGAUUUAGACAUUAUCUUAAUAUUUUACCUUAAACUGUCGAAAUUAAAGUAUUGCCGCCCGCGGACAAAACUAGCUUUUUCCCGGUUUCCGGUGUACAUCAAACACAGGCAUCACGCUGAAUAUUAUCCAGACUGAGAGCCGUAGAUCAGAAAAAAAAUCACAAUGACUAAAUUUCGCUUUUGAAACCAACACCACUCGUCGUAAGAUUGGGCGCAUCGCGUAAGAGCUAAAGACUUAAGAGGGAGAGAAAAUAAAAAUCUACUGAAUUAUAUACACUAACAAAAACAAAAUAUGAACAAAAACAACAACUCUGUAACGACUAGCUAAAACACGAUCGAUUCAAGCUGUGACUUACUUUAUACUUUAUCACAGCUUCUUAAGAAUGAGCGCGCUGCCUGUAAGCCAUUAGGAAGAGGAGAGAAAAAUCUACCGAAUUAUACAAACUAAAGCAAUGUAAAAAAAGCUGCAUUUACUAGCUAAAACACGAUCGAUUUUAGCUAUGUACUAUUCACUUUAAGAAAAUCUCCCUUCACCUCUUAAACUUGGGCGCGCCGCCUGUAAGCCAAAAGGGAGAGGAGAGAAUAAUCUACUGAUUUACCAAACUAACACAGCGUAUAAAAACUGCAAUUGGCUAGGUAGUAAAACAUGAUCGACUCAAACUACGAAUGUUUCAAUCUAAAAAAAUCUCUCUUCACCUCUUAAACUUGGGCGCGCCGCCUGGAAGCCAAGGGGGAGAGGAAAGAGUAACCAAACUAACACAGCGUAUGAAAACUGCAAUUGGCUAGCUAGUAAAACAUGGUCUAUUCAGGCUACGAGUUUUUUACCGUUGAAAAAAAUCUCUCGUCACCUCUUAAACUUGGGCGCGCCGCCUGUAAGCUAAGAGGGAGAGGAGAGAAAAAAUUACUGAAUUAUCCAAGCUAACAACGCAUGAAAACUGCACUUGGCUAGCUAGCUAAAACAUGACGAUUCAAUCUACGAGUUUUUUACCUUAAAAAAUCUCUCUUCACCUCUUAAACUUGGGCGUGCCGCCUGUAAGCCAAGAGGGAGAGGAGAGAAUAAUCCACUGAAUUAUCCAAACUAACAUAGCGCAUGAAAACUGCAAUUGGCUAGGUAGUAAAACAUGAUCGAUUCAAGCUACGAGUUUUUUACCCUUGAAAAAAAUCUCUCUUCACCUCUUAAAAUUGGGCGUGCCGCCUGUAAGCUAAGAGGGAGAGGAGAGAAUUACCUACUGAAUUAUCCGAACUAACACAGCGUAUAAAAACUGCAAUAGGCUAGCUAGUAAAACAUGAUCGACUCAAGCUGCGAGUGUUUCAAUUUAAAUAUUUCUCUCUUCACCUCUUAAACUUGGGCGUGCCGCCUGGAAGCCAAGAGGGAGAGGAGAGAGUAACCAAACUAACGCAGCGUAAGAAAACUGCAAUUGGCUCGUUAGUAAAACAUGGUCUAUUCAAGCUACGAGCUUUUUGCCCUUGAAAAAAAUCUCUCGUCACCUCUUAAACUUGGGCGCGCCGCCUGUAAGCCAAGAGGGAGAGGAGAGAAUAAUCCACUGAAUUAUCCAAACUAACAUAGCGCAUGAAAACUGCAAUUGGCUAGGUAGUAAAACAUGAUCGAUUCAAGCUACGAGUUUUUUACUCUUGAAAAAAAUCUCUCUUCACCUCUUAAACUUGGGCGCGCCGCCUGUAAGCUAAGAGGGAGAGGAGAGAAUGACCUACUGAAUUAUCCAAACUAACACAGCGUAUAAAAACUGCAAUAGGCUAGCUAAUAAAACAUGAUCGACUAAAGCUACGAGUGUUUCAAUUUAAAUAAAUCUCUCUUCACCUCUUAAACUUGGGCGUGCCACCUGGAAGCCAAGAGGGAGAGGAGAGAGUAACCAAACUAACACAUCGUAAGAAAACUGCAAUUGGCUAGCUAGUAAAACAUGGUCUAUUCAGGCUACGAGCUUAUUGCCCUUGAAAAAAAUCUCUCGUCACCUCUUAAACUUGGGCGUGCCGCCUGUAAGCUAAGAGGGAGAGGAGAGAAAAAUUUACUGAAUUAUCUAAACUAACACAGCGCAUGAAAACUGUAAUUGGCUAGCUAGCUAAAACAUGACGAUUCAAUCUACGAGUUUUUCCCCCUUUAAAAAUCUCUCUUCACCUCUUAAACUUGGGCGUGCCGCCUGUAAGCUAAGAGGGAGAGGAGAGAAAAAUUUACUGAAUUAUCCAAACUAACAUAGCUCAUAAAGACUGCAAUUGGCUAGAUAGUAAAACAUGAUCGAUUCAAGCUACGAGUUUUUUACCCUUGAAAAAAAUAUCUCUUUACCUCUUAAACUUGGGCGCGCCGCCUGUAAGCUAAGAGGGAGAGGAGAGAAUAACCUACUGAAUUAUCCGAACUAACACAGGAUAUGAAAAUUGCAAUUGGCUAGCUAAAACACGAUCGAUUUCAGGAUCCGAGUUCUUUUUACUUAAAAAAUCUCUCUUCACAAAAUGCGUUCCUAUAAUCCAUUCCUCGAAAUUUGAAUCUGUAAAUCACUUUCGGGGAAAAUCUAACAUCGUGCAGAAAAUACUAAACGAGCUGGGCCCAGCGUGACAUAAAUUGAAGGAAACCAUCACAUUCACGGACAAAAGAAUAUCGCCUUUAGCUAUUCAGAUCCAGGAGGCACUUUGGAGAAGACUAAACAACCUAAAACUCUUAUUUAGCCGCAAAGGAAGAGAUUUACGUUUCAAAAGAGGUCGAAGAAAGUGCUCUUGCAUCAGAGGACAAAUCAUGCCGACCAGAGACAAUAACCGCAGAAAAUCAAUAUGCGUGUCAUGACCUCUCAGUAUGAAACAAGCGGCAAAAUUCACAUUUACUCAUUCAAAGAGUAGAACCCAGAAUAUAAUAUACCCACCAGAGAAAACAAUUUUUGGAACAAGCAGCAUUUUGGCACCAGGUAAAAGUCGUGUGUUGCCUACCAGCCCCCUUUUUACACUCUGUUAGAUGGUUCGAGCAUUUUGGCGGGAUCACGGCUCUUUGGCGCGUGUUGUAAAUGCCCUUUGAAUUAUAAUAUUUGUGCCUUAUUGUGUAGUGAUCGAGGAUAUACACAAUACCAAAGGCAAGUAAAUAUUUUCCUCUGUUUUCCUCAGUGUCGUCAAACCGGCUUCACCGAUGUGCUCGAACUCCGCAUGCGAGAGCCAUAACAAGCUGCUCCUCUACCUUUUUAAAUAAUAAAGGUCUCUCUUACCUUAUAUCGGCGAACACAGUUUCUGUCCUUCGGACAUAAUGCGAAAUAACAUCCAGAACUCUUCACGUUGAACUUUUGAAACCAUUUCGGCGACAAUAUGUAACUUACCAGGUAACGUACCGAAUAAUUAUUACUUUGGAGGGUUCGAAUUCGACCUUCAUGAAGCGCUAGAUUUUGCCUUUCGCUUAAGAAACGAAAAAAAUAUUUCUUUUUUUCCAAGACUUGCACCAAGACCCUUUUUUAACACCAGCCAUGAAUUUAAGUAUUUUCAUUAAGUGAUUUUGACGAGAACCAUAGCUGAGUUAAAAUUUCUCGCUCCGAUGGUAUAAAUUCGGCGCGCAGAAGACAAGCUCUGAUAUUUGACGCAAAUUUGUGUCCUGUCCUAAAAUGAGUUUAUUGACAGAUGAACUGACAGAAAGCGAUUAAUGUGAACACCUGAGGUGCUCAAGGAAAUGUGUCAAGACUAACGCCUUGUAGUUACUUGAGUCCAGUUUGUGGGUAUCUCCAUGGAAAUUAAGGAUCCCUGGUGCGUGCACGAAAAUCGACCUUGCGGCUCGUAAUGGCUAUAUAAGGACCCCUAAAUGUACCAUUUUAGAAGUACCUAGACUCUUAGCUAAUACUAGUCCAUAACUAACGUCAGGACAGCCAGUGUUGUCUUUAACUUUCGUCAGAUCACUUGCCAAGUCUCAUAGGAGCGGAAGGUACAGCUCCCUCUUCUUGCAGGAGCUCGACUUUAUUCGCCUUCUACUGUGGGGGGAUUGUGUCCCCUGUCUCCCCAUGCUCCACAAUCCGUGGCAGGGAAGUGCAACCCCUGGCUGCACUUUACCCCACAGUAAGGCUUAGCCCUUGGAGACAGGUCCGGAAAAAAUAUCCACUCCAGGGUGUGGACCCCCGGUCCCACCUGAUCUGUACUCCACCCAGGAGGGCCACCCCUGCUGGUUCCCCUCAGUUCCUGUACUGGGGGAUAUGGGCCUCACUCCCGGAGACUGAUCAGGACUCCUGUCCAGGGUGGCUACCCCCGGUACCACUCGAUCUUGUCUCCCCCCAGGAGGGCUUCUCUCCUGGUCCCCUUAUCCCUAGAUUUAAGCGCUUCCCUGCCACCAGAAUUUUGCCCAUUACCCUUUGUGUGUUUUCUAUGUGGUACUGUCAUAAGCAUUUAUGCGGGAAAAACACUGCCAAUUGGAAGAGUUUAUUAAGUUCAAGUUUAUGUUAGCAUAAACUGUUGUUAAUAAACCUGAGAAUGAUGCCCUAUGAAAGCACACUUAGGGCAUACUAGCAACAAUCAUAUCUUGGUUCUUAUGUCGCACAACGUGAACAUUUGUAUAAGCUUUUGUACUCAGUAAUGGUAGAUACUAGUUCAAAGUACAAGAAAGAACAAUGAACACUAAGUAGUUGUUUGAUUACAAUGUAUCCUUCUUCUUUGGCAAAGUCCACUGUAAUGUAGCAUGAUAUAUUCCUAGACUCCACAAAGGUUCCAUUCAUAUUAUCACAUGCUUAUCAUGCACGUGUGCUCCUCUUUUUGCCGCACACUGUCCUUUCCCAGUCAGUUCGUUUAGAGCUUCGGUUCAUUCACAACAGCGUGUUUUCCCUCCCACCCACCCCUUUGUUCUGACUGGAACCUUUGUUCAGUUCUUCGAUUACUUCUUAUGUGCCCUAUAUAUUUCAAAUCAAAUCAAAAUCUUUAUCUCACUUCGCAUUCCAAAAGAUAGCAUCAACUAAUGCUCAGAUCUCCGAAGGUAUAGCAAAAACAAAUAGAAUAUAAAUGACACUGGUAAUUAGAAUAAAGUAAUACUAUAUAUUAGGUACAAGUUUACGAUAAUGCAGAAACAAGACAAUUAUUUUAUACAGUGUGUCUACAGUACCUAGCGAUAAUUAAAACUAAUUACAAAGUAGCAGCAUUUAUUAUGACUUAUUAAUGCUCUUAAUUUUUUGGAUUUGAAAACGUGUAAUGAUGCAGCAGUUCUAAGUACCUCUAGGAGCAUAUUCCAAUAUGGGCUGGCAGAGUAGCAGAGUAGCAGUAUUUAGCACGACCAGAACAUAUUUUAAGCAGAUCAUUACCUUAUUCCCUCUAUAUAUAUAUGUAUCCGUAAGAUUAAUCAUUUAUAUUAUGGUGUUAUACUCGACUAGGUCUGAUUCCUUCAUUAGGUUCCUGGGAUAUGAAACUGCUGUCUGGCUUCCAAAUAAAAGGGUGGCAGGGAAGUGCAACCCUGGUUGCACUUCACCCCACAGUAAGGCUUAGCCCUUGGAGACAGGUCUGGAAAAUAUCCACUUCAGGGUGUGGACCCAUGGUCUCAACUGAUCUGUACUCCACCCAGGAGGGCCACCCCUCCUGGUUCCCCUCAGUUCCUGUACUGGGGGAUAUGGGCCUCACCCCCGGAGACUGAUCAGGACUCCUGUCCAGGGUGGCUACCCCCGGUACCACUCGAUCUUGUCUCCCCCCAGGAGGGCUUCUCUCCUGGUCCCCUUAUCCCUAGAUUUAAGCGCUUCCCUGCCACCAGAAUUUUGCCCAUUACCCUUUGUGUGUUUUCUAUGUGGUACUGUCAUAAGCAUUUAUGCGGGAAAAACACUGCCAAUUGGAAGAGUUUAUUAACUUAAACUUACGCUUGGCUAGGUGCUUGUUAAGAAAACGAAGGUCGAGAAUCAAUCGAAGUUUGCCAUUCUUUUUAGGAACUACACCUAAGGGACUGCAAACAUGAACUUGGUCACGCUUGACUUCCACCGCGCUACCCGCCAACAACAAUUGCUCGAUAGCUUCACAAACAAAAGCUCUAUUAUCAACAGCGCUUUUAUGAUUACUAAAGAAAUACCUCAAUGGAAUUGAAACAAAUGGUAACUUAUAACCGCUUUCAAUAACACUAAGAACAAAAGAAGAGGCCCCAAUAGAACGCCAAACAUGCAAAAACUUGCGCAAGCGGCCUCGAAUCCAAAAUACUGAGGAAACGCCCGUGUCAAGUUCAGCCUCGCCGCGAUCCGAAAAAUCGUCAAAAUCAGAGUCAGCUAGUCACUUAGCGGAAGAGGAAACUUUACAAUCCUUGACAAAAUGGCCUGCUUUGCCACAACCAAAGCAGCGAUAAACAGAAGCUUUUUUCUCCGGUACAGGAUUAACCAAAAGCUGGCCGACGUCUGGGCGGAAAUCUACGAUUCUGUGUGAUGGGCCAAAGUUAGCACUGGGGCCGCUUUUGGAAGAUGUAGACUGAGACUUAAAACGAGCUCCCAUUUUGCUUCUCAGACUAUUUUUUCGAUUUCGUUUCUCCCGAGACCUCUCUGCUUCCUUGCGCGCGACACGAAGUUUCUUUUCUUCUUCGUCAUUUUUAGUGAGUGGGUCCGCCUCAAAAUAUUCUACCACGUCCCAGCCAUCCCGGUCAGCAAUAGAAAUAAGCUUAUUUCGGUUAUCAAGGAGUGACAUACCUUCGUUGGCAAUCUCAGUGAUGGCGUCAUCCGCCCCAGCCCUCUCUAAAAUCUGGUUAAACUUAUCCUUGACGUCAGUGUUGAACUUGAACUGUUUCUUGUUACUCUUAUAUUUGAACUCGGGCUCCUCCUCCGCAGACUUGCGUUUUAAUGAGUCGAGCUGUUCUUUGACAACCUUGACCUCUUGCGUUUUCGUCUCCAAGGCCUUUAAGAUUUCCUUCGCCCACGUUGGGGGCUCAGGGCUGCGAGAAACCGAGCGACUUCUACGGUGCGAACGCUCGCGGACACUCCUUCGCGAAGGCGAAGCACUACGACCAGAACCGCUCGAAGCUGCAACAUGUGAGCGAGAACUACGACGGCCUGAACUUCGAUGUUCUCUUGACCUGGACGGCCGGACAACAGGGUCUUCAACGUCCGCGUUGACUCUCGAAACAUGAGAACGAACUGAAGCAGGGCGACCACGACGGCCCCGCGCCAUAUGGACGAGAUAGGAAAAACGAGCUAAGAAUUUAACUGUCCGCUUGUAAAAAUCCACAAUGAAACUUGUUUACUGUACAGCGAAUAUAUACUUGCUAGUUUACAUAUCACACUUUCUUCCCAUAAUCACACGCCGGCACUUAAAACACACUGCCGACAAAUGCACUUGUGCUUGGGAAUUCAAGAAACCAUUUAUCUUUUGUUUCAUUACGCUUCGCUACAUUCAGGCAAAGAUAAAUGAACAAAUAGGUGUCACAGAAUGUUGACCUUUUUUUUCAGGUUACUAUUUAUGAGGUUUCUGUAAUUAAUUUACCUUUCCUUAUUUUACAACGUACAAAUGUACAUGUAAAUUUGUUGUCCUUUUGUCGUAAAUAUAAAGUACAUUUAAGGAACACACAUAGAGUGCUUCCCAUAGAACAAAAAUUCUGGUUUGAAAUUAUGGAAAUUCCACAUUCCCGAUCAACCAUACAUUCAGGUUGCACAGACCUGACCCGAGCCACUGUGUAUUUGGUUAUUGUUCUUGUUAGCAGGAUACAAAAGAAUGGUACUGGGAACAACAAUUUUUCUAAUAGAAAGGGACAAGUUGAUCCUGCCAACCAAAAUGACUGGACGGGUCAAAGUACACCAUCUUCAAAGGUGGUCUUAAAUAUUCCAGUUGGACUGCACCAAAAUGGUCUGUUCUAUUUUAUUUCUAACCAAAGUUUCUGGAAUUUUGUGCUCCUAGAUGGAAAGCGCCCAUAGAUUAUGUUAUGGUCACCACCUGAGAAUGUUAUAGUUCUUUAAUUUAAGGAGACAAUUAAGCCUGUUCAUCUAAUGUUUCAUUGUGAUACAGUGUACAAUUUACAUUCUCUGGAAGUUGAUCAAUCUGUCCCAUAAUUGUCUUGAACUUUUAAGGUACAUGUAAUUGUGCCAAACAGGAGCUAAAUUUUAGUUGGACAUUGUCUGAUGGAUGUUCAGCUGCUAUUUACAGCUUUAAUUUAUACUACAGUUAAAGCUCUUGUAAUAGAUACUCUUGACAAAACCCUUUAAAUAAACUUUCUGUUCAAAAAACCCAUUCCAGGAGCCAGGUCUAGUUAUAACUGUAUGGAUACUUUUUCUGCGUCAUGACGGUCCUUUACGGGGGCUUUAAAUACAAUGCAGUCAUUUUCCGCUAUUUCAAAAUAUUUGCUAUAAUUAUUUUUAUAUUGGUGUUUUUGUUGUUGUAGUACCAAAUGCUUCUCCAGCUAAUGUCAGAGGAAACAAAGUAACCUCUACUGAGAUUUUUGUACUGUGGGAUGAAGUUCCAGCAGAAGCUCAAAAUGGCAUUAUAGUGAACUAUACAGUCACCUACGGAGAGUUGCCUGAUGGUAGUCCGAUACCUCAAGUGGUGAUUGCUCCAAAACGAAAUGCUACAUUGACAGGAUUGAAAAAAUUUACCAACUACAGCAUCACAGUGUUUGCAUCUACUACCAAGGGGGGUGGUAACAGGAGUGAACCUAUCAUUGUCAUUACAGAUGAAGACAGUAAGGAUAUAAUUCUGGUUAACAUUCUUCAAUGAUUUUGUAAUGUAGUCAUUUCAUUUUCCUGCAGUCUAUUAUCUAUCGACACUACUUAAAACACAUGCAACGGUUGUGAGGAAAUAUGAAAAACAAAACAAAACAAAACAAAAGAUAUAACUUGCUUUAUUGAACUGUGACUUGGACUCCUUUCACCUUUUACAGUCAACCCAAGUCAAGUGCACCCCCCAAGAUUACAUUAAUGAAUUUAUUAUUCAAAAGUUGAAUCCGUUGGUAGUUGUAGAUUUCAGAUUCAUGUCUGCAUUCUUGCAUGCGUAGUGAGCCGUGAAUUCACACGCGAUUCAGUCACGAAAUUUCUACCAGCUAAGUUUCCCUGAAUUUGACGUAAAUGUCUUCUAUGAAAUUUAACCCAUUUAAAGAUUUUCAAUCUGACCAAAUACAGAGAAGUUCUCGUAAAAUAUUCACUGCUCAGUAUGCAUGCAGGAAUGCCGAUUUGAAUUUAACACUAUUUACCGGAACAACUAAAAGAUUCAUUUUUCAAAAUAAUCAAUUCAUUAAUAGAAUCUUAAGGGGUAUGCUUGACCUGCCUCGACUGUAAAAGUACAAUUUCCAAUUAUGCCUAGUGGGCUUCAGUUAUGAUUUUGCUACUGAUUGAUUUAAUACAAUUUUCCACACUUGUUUACGUUUAGACACUUGUGUGCUUAACUAUUAUAUCUUUUUAAAAUAAAUUGCAGAGAAUAAGCCCCAUUUGUUUUUGUGGUGUCCACAACGAGACAGUUAAGCAUUUUUUUCUUGAAUGUCCACUUUAUUCUGCCCCUAGAACUAAUCUGCUCACCUCUGCUGCUCCCAUAUUUGCUGACAGUUGGCCUUCUAUGUUUUAGGCACAAAUUAUAUCAGUUUCUAUGGUAGGAUCACCGUUACAGUAUCGGGGGCAAAAUAAUGUUUUGAUUUUUUCAUGUCAAGUGAUUUUUAUAUCUGAAUCGAUGAGAUUUUAAAAAAGCACCUAAAUAUGUAUUUUUCACCUGCUAGCACUUGUUUAAUAUCCUCUUUGUUUUGCUGCCGCUUGAUGAGUUUUUUUUUGCUCUUAGGGCAAACUUCGUGUCCGUCAAUAAAAUAUGUUUAAAUAAAUAAGUUAAUUUUAAAAAAAGAACAUUCAAGUCCUUUAUUUUAAGAUCUAAAUGUUGCCAAGUUGCUUGAAAUCAUUACCCUUCAACCUGCUAUAUUUAUGUAAGAGUUUCACAAACUCCUAAAUGUACCUCCAGUGUUUGACACUUACUUCGAUUCUGUUAGGAAGAUACAUAGCUAUAAAACCAGAUUAUCUUGCAAAAUGAAUAUUAUGCUAUUCCAAAAGCCAGAACAAAAGUAGUUGUGGAAUCUUCAACAUAAGAUUUUAGGGUGUCCUAGUCUGGAAUGAUUUAAGUGAUGGCAUCAAGCUUCUUCCUCUGAAAAGUUUUAAGAAAAACCACAAACUAAUUCUUUCUUUAGCCCCUAUGGUAAUUUGAGGCAGCCUGUACUCUUCCCAAUUUUUUGUUAAUUUAUUUUUGUUAAUUAUUAUUGCAUACUGUUGGGUACAAGUAAAGUUGUUGUUGUUUCUACUUACUUUAGGGUUUACUAUGACUGGUCAUUAAAGAGGUCCACUUGGUGCUAGCCUUUGAUAAUAUUUUCCCUGAAAAAUCUACAGGAAUGCCAGAUUCCUGCCCAGAGAUACUUUCAAUCAAGGACGCCGGGUUGUCCCACUGAUACAAUCUCCCUUCAAUCUAUACUAGGGUUGUUCAAAGUCGAUUGAUUACUUUAUUAUUGUGUAAACCUUUUUCAGCACCAACCGCUGCUCCAAUUAACGUGCGGGGACGCAACCUGAGUUCUAGCAGCAUUUUGGUAGAAUGGGGCGACGUACCGGAACCUGAGCGAAAUGGCAUUAUACUCAGUUACACAGUUACUUAUGAAGUACCUCCUCAUGUCCCUAUACGACGCCAGGUAGUUAAUGCUUCAGCUAGGCAAGCAACGCUGAUAGGACUCAACAAGUUUACAGAAUAUAAAAUUGCAGUGUUUGCCAAUACUUCAAAAGGAGGUGGAACUGGAAGCGAACCUAUCCCGGUGAAAACGGACGAAGACAGUAAGUAG